This is a messenger RNA of Podarcis lilfordi (Lilford's wall lizard), 58245 nucleotides long. The record is from the annotation of a GenBank genome assembly. Lineage: Eukaryota; Metazoa; Chordata; Lepidosauria; Squamata; Lacertidae.
AGGCGAGUUGCCGGGGACCGGGCUGGAGCGCGGACCGACGGGACGGACAAGGCGCUUGAAUCCGCUUCUGCCCAGCUAGGCGCGCUGGGUCCUUCUCCCCCAGCACCCACCCAGGACUUUCGCCUGGCCUUCCCUCGGGAUGUCCGGGACCAGCUAACUACAAGCGCGAAGGAAGCGAGCGUGUGUCCCUUUUUCCCCGACGGAAGCGCGAGCGAGAGGGCGCUAAGCCCGCCCGCCCGGCCAGCCAUCCAGCCUUGCCUCGACCGGGAGCGGGUCGCCUUGGAGUUCGCCCCGCGGGCUGCUCCGGCAGCAGCUAGAGGCGGAGCAGGCGGGCGGCGAGCAGGGACUGCCUUCCUUUCGCUCCCUCCUUCUCCAGAAGCGCAGCCGCUGCCGCAAGGACCGAGCCGCCCGCCAGCCCGCCCCCUCCAGGGAGCGCUUCUCGCGCCAGUCUCCUCGGAGUCUUUUCCAAAAUGCCAUCUGGGGGGCUUUGAUGUGCAUCGCCUGCGCUUCCGUGAAUGAGAAGAACAUCGCGAUGCAAUAGAAGCAGAAGGUGCUUUGAAAUAUCUAUAUAAAACGCACCAGUCAAGCCAAGAACAAGACCCACACCCCACCCCCAAACCCCGGAAAAGAAGCGUCAGCCUUCCUUUCUGGGGCGAGGGGAGAUGAUCAUGCUGAGCUGGAAUCAGUUCUCCACGUCGCGCCCUCUACUCUUCCUGGCUGCGCUCCUGGUGGUGGAGAGCUCCCAGCUAGACGGCACCAAGGUGAACUCUAUCAAGUCCACCCUAAUGGGCGAGACGCCGACGCAGGCGACCACCAACAGGUCGACCACCUUCCACCAAGGAUUGGCUCUCGGGAGCAGCAAGAAGGGCAAAAUCUUGGGCCAGGGGGGCAAGGGGCUGAAGCAUUAUCACCGGCAAGGCGAGGUAGGAAGCCAUCCCUGCCUACUUCUUUCUUUCUUUCUUUCUUUCUUUCUUUCUUUCUUUCUUUCUUUCUCUCGGUAGGAUACCAUCCCUGCCUUCCUCCUUUCCCAUCCGGUUCGCGCAGCCCGCUCCUCUGCUUGCAACCAAACUGCUCUGUAUCAGCCCACAUGAUGCUUCAGGAACUUAGCUCUAACCCUCUUUUCUUAAAAACAAACAAACACCAGUUUCAGGACUAGGGGGAGCUCCUUCCCCUCUCAGGUCCGUCCACAGCAUUCAGAGAUAGACUGCUCCUGAACAUGGAGGGUCUCUUGUCUAGGAAUCUCUAGCUAACAGUGGGUUGUAGCCAAAUGCUGGUCUUACUCAGAGUAGACCCACUGAAAUUAAUGGACUUAAGGUACUUGGCUGAUUUGAAUGGGCCUACUCUGCGUAGGACUUGCACUGCACGCAGCCCAAAGAUAAAGAAAUAAAAACAUGGCAACAGAGUAAUGAUUGCUAGCCCUAUCACAGUGUUUUCUCUCUGUUGUGUGUGUGCACACAACACUUCGCAGGGGUGUUGUGAAGAUAAAAUGGAGGCGAGUGGGACUUAUGAAUGUUGCCUUAUUCUCCAUGGAGGAAAUGUGAGAUGUAUUACAUUUUACACAGUAGUAGAAACAGUGGGCGCUACUAGGAAGAAUGAUAAUUUUUCAUUGUUUUGCUAUUUGUUGUGUGACAUUAGUGCGUCCAGUUGGCAGAGGUGCAAAAUUGCAAAGUUGAGCAUGAAAUCAGAACAUUGUAAGACAGUGAUCCUAAGCCGGCUUGACUGAAAUCAGUGGUACUGAUUGCUAAGCGCUUAAUGAUCAGGAUAUAAAUGUGUCUCCAAUUACAGGGGAAUAGUUGUUGCUCUCCUAAGUGAGGGUAAGGGCAUCAAUGCUCACUCUCAUAAUAGAGGUCAAUAGCUGGAGAGCCCAGGAAUCAAAUUCAGCUCCCUGACAGAACAAAUCUCCACCACAUACACUCACAGUAAGAAAGACAUUAGUGGCUGUGGAAAGAAAACUGGUUUCUAGUUUAUUUGGGGGUGGGUGAGACAGGAGCUGCAACUCUAACCUCCAUUCCACUACUGAAGUGUCCCCACACCACCAGAUCAGUUGCUAGCCAGGGUUUGGGAGUCAAAACGAAGGUAACUCUGGAGAUCUGUGAUCAUAUCUACCGAAACUGCUCCCCUCCAUAAUAAGGUUUCUUUUCCUCCUGUCCCAUCUUCCCAAUACUCAGAUUAUUAGGGACAUUGUACUCUUAUUGAGUUAUGGGAUUUCUCUCCUUGCCUCCUGACUUGAAUAACUUUGGUGUUCUGCAUUCCACAAAAAAAGCAAAGGGCAUAGAAAUUUGUGUAUUGGUGGUGAUCUGCCCAGACAUUAUUUGGCUGCUAAGGUAAGACUGUUUGAUAUGAGCCACAAGGAGACAGACAGUGCAGCAACUGGACCGCUAAGAUUCAGUCAACAAUGAAAGGGGCACUGGGUACAGUCCCUCUUUAUCCUUAACAGGCUUUUAAAAAGAAAAGUUUGCUAAGUCACUUCAUUUGCUGAUCAAGUGACCGGGUCUCCUAACAUUUUAGCAGUACCUUCUGAAUAAUAGGAUGUACGGUAACAGUUUAUGAUGGAAUAUGUGGUUACCAGGUAGGAAAAUUUAUAAUAUUUGGGGAGGGGGUGAAUCACAGAUUCAUUGUCUGACUCUUGACCCCUUUCCUCCAUUCUGUUAACUGCAAACCUGUUGGUUAAAGAUGUUAACAAAAGAUGUUACAGCAGAUUACAUUUUAAUGGGAUGGUAUGAAACAUGUGCUGCCGUUCACAACUGAGUGUAAUUGACAAAGUGGCAUCCUCAAGGAAGGAAUCUUUCGCCAGCCUUGGAUUUAAGAUGGAUAGUAAGUGGAGACAGGCAAUUCUGCCAUGAGGGAUUGCAAUGCCAGCUAAUGGGAGAAUUAACGAGCAUUCUGGCUUGUUUGUUUGUUUUUACCCAUUGAGAAUGUCAGAAAACAAUGCUGGAAUUUAGCCCAGACUAUAGACAGUUACACUAGAUCAGUGAAUGAAGUUGUCACCAUGUAUUUGUGAUCAUUUGCUUUGCAAGGGUUCUGCUUCAUUGGUGGAUAAGGUAGCAAACACAGGUAGUGCAAAAAUAGUUUGAUAUUGUACCUAAUAAUAUGCACUAUAUUGAUAGGAUUUUCUCCCAGUGGGGUUUCCAAUAAAGUGUGUUUUUUAAAAAUAAAAAACCCAAUAAAAUAAAGAGGGUCUUGCUUAUUCCAUCACAAAGUCAUUGAGCCAUCCCCUCCCUUUUCUUCUUCCAUUUCCAACUCCAUGCCUUAUACCAUGCUGCCCCAUGUGGUUGGAUCGAUCUCCUUUACAUUCAGCAAAUGACUUAUGAAUAUUGUAAGUGGUAUUAUACAGAGUCAGUCCAUUGAUCCAGCAUGACUGCCCAGAAUCUUCAGGGCCAGACAAAAGAAAAUUCUACCUGAAAAUCCUGCCAUUCGAAGUCUACCUAAAAUAUCGCUCGUUCCCUUUAAGCUCUUCACUGAUAAUUAAUUUUGAGCCAAGCCCUCUCUAAAGUUCCAUCUUAGCCUUAGCCUCACUUAGAAUCAUAGAACUGUAAGGUUGGAAGGUACCAUGAGGGUCCUCUAUUCCAAUCCUCUUCAAUGAAGAAAUGUUAUGCACCCUGUCCAUUAUUUACAGUGUGCAUAAUAACAAAUAAAUACCCAGUACAGCACAGUAGUUGGGACAGAAGUAAGAGCUAAGGCCAAGGUUGCUUUUCAUUCUGUUUAUUCACUGACUUUUCAUUCUCUGAAAGUCAGUGUCUGGGAUGCCACUGAACACGAUUUUAAAGGGUCAAAUAAAAAGACCUAGAACGACAUGACAUGCAGUUUGAUGAAGUUCCACAAUAGUAGUGGAAAACUCAUUUGCUACUAAAAAUGAGGAUGGCAAAAGCCUUGCCUUCAAUGAACUCCUGUAAACCCUUUUCCAUUUGCUUUUGCCUGGAAUUUUAUUUUGAAAUAGUUAUAAAUGCAGACAAUGGAAAGGAAGAACGCAUUUAACAAUGCAAGAGGUCCACUAAAUUAAGGGAAAUUGACUGAUUGCACUCCUUAGUCUAUCAUGGGACGGUGAGUGUAAAACAGCCUGAGGAGAAGCUGAUUAACUAUCUAGAGAGUUUUAAUGUGUAAGCUAAGUAGCUGAAUCACAGGGUGGGGGAAAUAUACAAACAUCCUUGAUCUACUUGAUAGAUCCUUGAAUAUAGCUAUCAACUUUCAGAUCUGAAAAUAAGGGAUCAGCAGCCUCACCUGUCCCGGGGACAGUCUACGGGAUAUCUAACAAUCUGGGAUAGCAGCAGGAAGCAGCAGGAAACGACGCUGGAAUAAGGGAAUUUCCCACAAAAAAAGGGAAGGUUGACAGCUAUGUCUUUGAAGGGCUUCCAUUUAGAUGAUAAGUGAAAACCGUGGUACUGUAGCAUCUUUUCCUUUCAAGUUGAGAUUCCUUGCUUGUUGCAGUUGCUGAUAUUUUUAUCAUCGCACAACUUCACCGCUGUGUACAAUUGCCUAAGAAGGUUUUUAUGCAGCUGUUCUGGAACUGGGGUUUCACACAGUGAACAAAGAUUCUAGCAAAUGGUAUUGAAUCUCCCUAUCAUUGAUAUAAACUGGGGUCAGUUCACCCAACAAAAGCAAGUGGCAAAGUCUGGACUCUUCCACAAAAGGCUUCAGGUGGGGUAGGAUUUAUUUCAUUUUUUAAUUUAUUUUAUAUCUGUAUUGCCUAUUUCUCAAGGGAGACUCAGUGAGGUUAGGAAAGAGUAAUAGAAACAGAUAUAAUCACUAAAAUGUAUACAUUCAAUUUUUUUAAAAAAUGAAUAGUAUCCAAUCCCAGCACAGCCCACAUGCAACAGAACUGAGCCAGCACAAUUAGGCAGUUAUGCUGCCUGAAGCGAUAGGGUGAUGGAGACUGAUAAGCCUCAUUUGGCAAGGCAUUCCAAAGAUCAGUGGUUCUCAGAGGGUGUGGCAGAUGCAGAUUUGGGGAGCACGACUGGAACGCUUGCAUUGGGCGCUGAGGCGAGAGGGUGCUGCAGGAGGCACUGCAACAAUGACUUAGAAUGGAAGGCAAGAGGGCACCAAAUUUUGACACCUCCAAGGGCGCUGCUGAAAUUUGAAAGCCCAACAUCUGCUGCUGGGUGUGGCGCAUCACUCUGGUGUGGCAGGAGAGGAUGGCAAGCAUGGCGGGAAGAUUCAAGGACAGUCAAACACAUUGAGUUCUUAUAUACUUACGGUACAUAUCUAAGUGGCUCGUUUAUAUUUUGGGAAUGAUUCGUGUUCUUAUAUAGCUGCAUUUUUUUAUCCUUCCUGGAUGUCCCAUGAUCUUAUUCUAAAGUAGUUGUGUUCUGUGUUGUAAAUCAAGCAUGGCUAGGAGCUGUUUCUUUUGGUUUUCCUGUGUAUUUCUUAUCAAUGAAAAAGUUGGUGUAGCACAAGCAAAGUUUUAUUCUCUGAAGGCACAAUGGAAAAGCUUGAAAGCUUCUCCUCCAAUGAAUACUCCCCCCCCGUACCUACAAACCUAGCAUGCCAGUAGAAAAGCUCAUUCCACUUUCUCCUUGCUUUCCUGUCUUUCUGUGUGCAGGGAAUUUUUUCCUUGAUAUGCUGCUUUUCAGUGUGCAGAGAGAGCAUUUAGACAUUAUCCUGAAGCCUGAAACCACACAGUCCGGAAAGAACAUAACCAUUUCUUUCUGCUAAAUAUGUAAGCUAUCCCUUUAUCUCUGCUACGAAGCAACUUAUAGCAACAGAGUGGAAAGCAGUAGGGGCCUAGAAUGAUUAUACAAUGCAUCAGUUUUAUUAUGCCUUGUUAACAUAACUUGCCUAAUCACACAGACCACUUACUUGAAAGUAAGUUCUGCUGAAAUCAGUUGGGUUUAUUUCCUCGACGUCAUAGUUCUGAAGCCUGGAAGGUUCAGAAAAAGGCGGACAAAACUGUCAAUGGGAUGGAGCAACUCUAUGAAGAAAGGCUGCACCAUUUGGGAUUUCUUUUAGUUAGGAGGUGACGUGAUGGAAGUUUUUAAAAUUCUGCAUGGCAUGAAGAAAGUGAGUAGAGAAGAGUUUUUCUUCCUCUCUCAUAACACUAGAAAUCAUGGGCAUUCAAAGUAGUUGAAUGUUGGAAGAUUCAGGGUCAGGCCCAUGCAGUGUGUGUGCCAGGGGCAGCCAGGUACACUUGCCCCCAGGCCUUGGAGAGUUAAACUGGGUGGGGGCUCCUGCCAGGAGCCUUUUGGACUUACACCAUCAUGCCAAGAGUUUAUAACCUUAUUCUAACAAGACUCCUGCCCCGGGUCUCAGGCAAACUCUGCUUGGGCCUGUUCAGAACAGUGAAAAGAAAAUAUGUCUUUACACAUCGCAUAGUUAAAACUAUGAACUUGCUCCCGCAGAGGGAGUGAUGCACACAAACCUAGAGGGAUUUAAACAAGGAUUAGAGAAAUUGGUGGAGAGGGCUAUCAAAGGCUAUUAGCCAUGAUGGUUAUGCUCUGUCUCCACAGUUGGGGCAGCAAUACGUCUGAAUACCAGUUGCUGGAAACCACAGGAGCAUGAAGUUUUCUUGUGCUGAAAUCUUGCAUGUGGGUUUCUCACAGCUACUGUGAGAACAGGAUGCUAGACUAGGUGAGCCAUCCAGCAGGCUCUUAUGCAAAUGACAUUUCCAGAGUUGCCCAUGGCAAGAGGGAGAGCCUGUGGUGGGACACAGGAAAUUCAUUGUCACCUACAGAGUUAUGGGAAGUAAGUUUUAUAGACAGACUAAAAAGACUAGUUUGGAGGAGCCAAGCAGUAGCGAAAGUGUUUAUUAUACGAGCAACUAUUUAAUCUCUGCUAUAAAGACCAGAUCUUAAUAUACUGUGGCUGGGAUCUGUGUUUUGGGGGUGCAGCCUUAAGUAUUCCUGGGUGCCAUCCUUGUAUGGCUUGACAAUCCUUCAAAUUGUGGCCAGUAUGUUUAGCCCUGCAAGUAUCUGCAGUCAUUAUCCUUUUAUGAACUGAUAAUGGUUUUCUUCUUCAGCUGAUCAUUUGCUUUGAUGGCAUUAACGAUUUCAAAGCUAGAAGUAUUGCCUUUAAGAAGAGUGGUUUCAUAUAUCCUAAAUAAUUAGCACAUAACAGUCAAAUAUUUUUUGUUUUAAAUGAACCUUUAUUAGAUUAGUACUUCUCCCUGACUUGUUUAGACUACAAAAUAUUGUUUGGAGGAACACAAAACUCUGUUUGUUAAAAGAACAAGGCUUCCUUUUUUUCCCAUUCUCUCUCUCUGCCCGCUUUCUUUUCCUUUUCCUUCAUGACAUUUUAUUUCUUUGAUAUGAUUAGUUUCUAAGAUGGUUGCCUCAUUUCAUAAAGAGAGAGAGAGAGAGAGACUUGGGAAAAAGAGGCAAAUGCACAAAAUGAAUGAGAUAAAGUGGCUUUGUUUGCUACUUGUAGCUAUUAGAAAGCUACCAAAAGCGAUCCCAUUGUAAAUUAAUGGAGUGCAGUUGAAAUGAUUCUGCCCUGCACAUUAAAAAUGAUUCUAGGCUACACAAAAGAACAGUGUUCAAUGUGUGUUGGGCUAAGCCGAUUAAUCAAUUUGCCUUCAAAAUACCUCAUAAAUAAAUAAAGGAUUCAAUCUUAUGUGCACACUUCUUGGAAGUAAGCCCCAUUGAACUCAAUGGGGCUUCCUUCUGAGUAGACGUGGAAAGAGUGUGUCCAGAACAGCAGUUUUUCCAUGUGAUUUGCUGCUGCUAAUCCACAUCAGAGGAGGCCAAAGUCUGUAGUGCAUUCCAUUACCGUUUGCAUUCCUCUUGCACACAAACGUGUGGGGGCCAUUUCAUACCGUGUGCAAUGAAACAAAUGGGUUUCCCACCAAGUGUAUACACAACCGGGAGCUGCACUCAACUGUGGCUUUCUAGAAGGUGUAUCUGUAUGAUGCAAGAGUUUUCAAACUCCUGCUUGUCAUAUCCAUACGUUACAUUUUUAGGUGUAAACUUUGCAAUCCAGGCAUACACCUUGAAAAAUAACAUGUGCUUCGGCCAUGCCUAUUUUUUUUGGGGGGGGGAAGGCCUGAGGUUUUGCACAGCUGGUCUAGAGACUGGACUUGUGGUUCUUCUUUUUCCUGGCAAGCGGUGUGCUCCAUUACACAGUGCUUUGAAUUUUUUGCCAGAAUCCGGUUAAGGUUUUCAAAGCGUACCCCUCCUGAUUCCUGACAACAGAGAACCAUCAGGUUGUCCUGAAGGAAGUGCCAGCCUGGGCACUGAUUCCUUAGUCACAAAACUUAGAAUCAUAGAGUUGAAAGGGACUCAAAGGGUCAUCUAUUCCAACCCCCUGCAAUGCCUGAAACUUGUGUGUCAGCAGGAUAGCAUAAUGUGUUCCAGUGUAACUCUGUCCCAGUCACUCUGGGGAAUGGCCAUUGCUCAGUGGUACGAGGUCCCAGGAGAGAGACUCCUUUCUGAAAUCCUGCAGAGCCAAAGCUGGUUAGAGUAAGCUGGACCAAUGGACUGAUGUGGCUUGGGGCAACUUCCUGUGUCCUUCCACAACCAGAGUGUGCAGGAUACGAUUAAUAUGCCCAAAGGGUGGGGAGUGUUGCACCCCCUGGUUUGCUUCUGUUACCUCUGCCACCUGUCCUCAAAAGUUCCUUUUCAUGCUACCAAGUUUGAUAGUGGACGCUACCCAAGCUGGGAGAGAAAUGCUGGUACCACCAUUGGGCAAAUGAGGCAUUUGCUUCAGGUCGUUGAGAGUGUGUGCAUGCCACCUGCCAUGCCCUUCACUCUCGAAGCUUGGAUACAGUUGAGGACACUGUCUCAUUGCAACCGAAGCAUAAUUGAGCUUCCAAUCUGGUCAGCUUCUAUAGGUGGAAGUGUGAAGGCUUCACCUCAGGCAGUCCUGGUGGGAAGGGACCAGAACUUCUGCUUGUACAUUCAUUAUGUGCAUUAAAUCACAUCCCCAUCUUCUGAUAUUAUGGAGGACUGCAUUUGAAGUCAGGUACCUGUUUUUCUUUACAGACAACAGUCUGAUUUAGGCCUGGUUUAAUAAUACAGAACCAGAAGAUGGGAGAGCAGCGGUCUUAAGAUCAGCACCUGGACAGCAGACUGAACAGGCUCACAGAUCACCUGAUCACAGUAUCCCUCACUAGAGUGAUACACAUCGUAUUUCUAUUUAAAUUAUAGCAAUCAAUUCUAAAUUUGAGGUCUGGGCUGAACGCAGCUAUUUCACUCUUCAAUGGUGGGACAUUUAUUGAGACGCUCCACCCCGGGAGAAUGACGGAAUCCAACGGAUUCCUGAAUGCUCUGGAGGUAUUUCCUCUGGAGGUAUGACCUGCCUGGUGUUCCCAUUGAGCCUCUUCUCUCACUCUGGAAGGGUGAGAUGGGAAGAGCCAUUGACAUAAUUGGUCCUGAGUGCCCUUGUCAUUGCUUUGGAGCAUGUAAGUCACCUUGGUACUCUAGUGUCCUAUGUGAGAUAAGACAGUAGGAUCAGCAGUUAGAGCACAGGUGGUGUAAAUCUUGGUCCAAAAACUGACCAAACAUGGAUGAGAUUGCACCAGUGUGCCUACCAUGUGUUGGUGGCAGAGAAAACUAACUUCUUCACAGCCGUUAUAUCUGCAAGUAGUUGUCCAGAAGAGCAUUUCUGAGUGGUGAAUGGGCUUUUGUCUCCUGGCGAAGAGAACAUUGCUCUGACACCCUUGGAGGUCAGAUUUGGACAGCUUUGGAGGCAACCAGCAGAACCAUCCAAAGUAUUGUCUGUUCCAUCUGUACUGGAUCACUUUCAAUGAUUGUGGCAUGAGGAGGCAGACAAGCUCCUUGAAGAAAUGAAACCACUCACCUGUCCCUUGCCCAUCUUGGCUUCUUAGAGCUAGUUCUCUGUAGACAUUGACAGUGUUAGGUAAAAACCAAGAAAAUAUGUGAUGCAGUUUUUUGAUGGGGUAUAAUCUGAGAUCUUCUUUUACAUUUAUCAGUCACUUGAUUAUCGUUGCAAUUAUUAUUUAUUCACUCGGAUUUCUAAGGAAGCUCCGUGGGUGAAGAAUUUAAAUCCAAACCAGAACAUUUCUGUUUGGGUCCUUUGUGUACAAUUUCCCCCCUGGGCUGGAGCAUACCAUUAAAACUGAGCUUGUCACAUCCCGAGAAGAAUCCCUAGCUGAAGUUUCAUACCGGUGGUCAAAUAAAACUGUACAACACUGAAUAAUUGACCACAGUAUCCUGAAGGCACAGCCAUAAUAGGCCCUCUUGAACACCAAACAUGUAACCACAGUAUCUUAAAUAAUUAGUAACCCAGAGAAUUCCAAAUCCUUAACCAUGGGACCUCAGCAAAAUUUCACUAUGCAAACCAGAAGCAAUUGCAGUUCUGGACGAGCAGUGAGAGCUGUUUGCCAUUGUGCUUUGCUUUAUAAAGUCUUAAGUGUUUAUUACGAUGAAGCUUCCUUGCUUACUGUUGGUGUUCCUAUUCGCUUUUCCUUCCAGGGAUUUCAUCUUGUCAUGUGGAGGCUCCUUUGAUUUACUGCAUUUUUAAUAUGGCAACUUGAAAGAGGGGAAAAUACCAUAAUGUAUUUUAUUAUCUCUACUAUAAUAAGCCCCAGCCUGUAGUCGAGAUCAGAGUCCUACUUGGCUGAGCCAUUUACAAAAACCCACCAGGAUAAGAGCAUCCUUGAUUGGAUGAUCUUGUAAUUCAAACCAGUAAUACAGAGAAGCUAGGAAAGCAUUGGUAUGAAAAUGAUUUUCCCUGUAUAAUGGCCCUUCGUAUUUAGAAUGCAAUUCCACAAUGGGAUGGGUGGGCGGGUGAUGGGACAGGCAUAGACAACCACAGCCUUCAAGCUUUGAUUGCAUAGAUUAGUUUUGUGACUGUUCCUCAUAUCUUAUAUUGCUGAGUGAGAGAGGGGGAGCUACAGACAAGGAAAGAGGGAGAGAUAGAUAGCAGAGGGAGGGGGAGAGAGAGAGCCCUAUAGAAUCCUGCCAUGGUGCAAACCCCACCCACUUUGCCCACCCAUUGGCUGUGGCACUGAUUGACUUUUCCCAUGGGUCAAUAGUGUUUUGUAGGGGGAAAGUUCCCUGUACAUCUCUCUCUAGUAGACUGUUGCUUCCAGAAUUGACACCUGAUUGAGGGACCACAGCUCCAUGGUAGAGCAUCUGCUUUGCAGGUAAAAGGUCCAUUCCUCAGCAUCUCCGAGUAUGACUGGGAGAGAUCCUUUUUUGAAAGAUGCUGUGCAGCAUCUACAAUACUUAGUCUAGGCAAUAUUGAGCUAGAUGGGCCAAUGGUCUGACCCAAUAUAAGGCAGCUUCCUCUGUUCACUAUGAUGAGGGCACUGGGCAAGGUGUCCUAUGGUGAGCCUGCUCCUCUGAUGUUCUUAUGUGGCUGUGGUGGGAGCAUUCCAGGCAACAUGCCUCUGAAUACUAGUUUAGGGAGAACAGGCCAGAGCCAUCUGGCUGGCCAUUCAGCAAAACAGGAUGAUGGAGUAAGUCAGCUCUUAGCUGGGUCUCUGGCUACCCUUUCUAAUUUCCCACAAUGCCCCAGAAAUAUUGCUAGGCUAGGAACAUUGCAUACAUUAAAAGGGUGUCUAGGUCCAGCUGUCUUUGCUGUUUUGAGUUCCAGGCAGGAAAAAGAAAUCAAAGGGCAGCAAUGACAACUGCCCUAUGAUGUCAGAUAUGGAUGCUGGUCUUGCUGGUAAGCAUUGUUGCAGCACCUCCUAAGGUGCACCUCUUGACUUGCACAUGCAAAUGCCUCCUAAUGCUGGAGGCUGAUGGGUCAACAUGUAUUUGGUUGGAGUUUCCCACCCCCUCCCGGGAGCUGAAAGUGCUUUGGCAGCACCACCAUUAUGGAUCAUAUAAACCAGGGAUGGGGCAUCUCAGGUCUAAGAGCCAAAUGUGGCCCCCUAGGCCUCUCUAUCUGACAUCUAGGAUUCUCCUUAGCUCGCAGCCUAUCUUCAGCCAUACCCCUGACCUGCCUUGCUUUGCAUCCAGUGUUUUGGCUAAAAUGUGUCUUUGAACUCCGAUAAUGCCUCUUGCCUGAGAGGGAGAGAGAUGUGCCAGCAAAUAAACAUUGGUUUCUCAACCAACUUUUGAUUCUAACUCCACCCACCACCAGCAUAUGGCCCCUGGAAGGGAGUAUGGCCCUCAGCACAAACAGCGUUCCCCAGUUGUGAUGUAAGCACUCAUUUGCACUGUCCAUAGUGUUCCAGAACUGGCAACAUCUAGAACUUGCAACACUGAGUAGAUGCAUGGUGACCAAAGUAUAGAUAGCCAUGUUGUUGUUGUUGUUUAGUCGUUUAGUUGUGACCGACUCUUCGUGACCCCAUGGACCAGAGCACGCCAGGCACUCCUGUCUUCUACUGCCUCCUGCAGUUUGGUCAAAAUCAUGCUGGUAGCUUCGAGAACACUGUCCAACCAUCUCGUCCUCUGUCAUCCCCUUCUCCUUGUGCCCUCAAUCUUUCCCAACAAUCUGUUGUCCUGUCUCUAGCUCUUUUGCAAACAGUUAUCCAUCCAGAAAAUACUUUGUUCUUGCUAAAGGUUCUCCAGAAAAUUAUUAUGACAAAACUGAUUUGAGAAUUCCCAUCUAAGAAGAAGACAACAUGUUAAAGAAACUGCUCAGCUCCUGCUAUUUCUUUUAGAGAAUUAGUACCCAGCUGAGGAAAUGAGGGUUUAUGGAGUACUGAAUAAAGAGAUCUUGCAAAAAGAGGGAAAAUGUAUAUUUUGUGGUGGUGGUGGAGGAGAAAGUGUAUAAAUGAGAUGAGGGUUUUGUAUGGGACAUUAAGCAGGCAUGGCAGGCAGAUGACUCUCCUAGGAAACAAAGCAACUCUGCAAGCCCUGAGAAAUCAUUUCAUAAAUAUAUGCACUGUACCAUUAUUGUAGGAUAAUAUUAUUAGUUAUGUGUGAACAUAUGGAAGGAGGCCUUCAGGUGUACAGAAAUCCCAGAUGUCUUGCAAAAGAAGAAGAAGAAGCUCUCUCCCACCACACGCACACAUUUUGGCAUGAGUAUUUAUUUAGUGUGCUGGAAGUUCUUCAGCCAGUCUGGGAGCAGAUGUUACACCACAUGACUGCAGUAACCAAUGGGAAGCCCCCAGAUGCUGAGCCUCAAGUAGAUGACAUACAACAGUUUACUAUUCACUCAUGGGCUGAAUGCUUUUUCAUCCAAGGUUUUUGGGGGAUGCGUGCCAAUAACAAAUGAAACAGUAGAGAUCAGGAUCUGGUCACGAAGGAUCUGGGGACUCCAUUUGUAACAAGCAUUAUUUACAAAGAAACAGUUCAAUUAGCAUAGCACUGUUCAGAGAGAGCUUGUGCUGGGCUAUGUAUAGGGUGUGCAUUUGUAGGGAAACCAUGGGUUGUCCCCCACCCCCCACUGAAGUGGCUUCCAGACAGCUACAAAGCAAAACUGGCCACCAGCCUUCCUUUCUAUGGUUCCCAGAGCAAAUCCGAGUGAUACAUUUUACCUCAUGUGCGUUUUGUUAAGGGUAAAGUGUUCACUGAAGCAGAACAGCUGUCUGUCAAAAGCUAAGUUAAAAAUUCACUCAAUAUUAAAAGUUUCAUUGGAAGGGCUCCUUAACUCAGUAAAAAUGUUUUUUUGGGUGUGUGUUUUUUUGCAAUUGUUUGAAUUAAUAUAAUGCUUCCAAAAUGCUUUUUAGGAGUGCUUGUAAAAUUCUGGGCUUGUUUCCCCCCCACCUUUGCUAUCUUCCAGAACUUCCCUUGUAAGGAAAUGGCUUUUUAACCAGAAGAAUCCUCUUGAAAUUAUAAUAUUUUUUCUUCCAAAGGGGUCCUCACCACAGCAGCUGCAACAAAUUGAAAGUGAACUUUAGUCUCAAUUGGUGUUUCAGAUUUAAAAGUAUGAGUGACCAAGUAAUUAUGAUUAUUAUAACCUGCAAGACAACUUAUUGGGAACUGGAUCUUUUUUAAAAAAAACAAAAAAACACCCCAGAUUCUAUCAAAAUAAAGCAGGUAAUACAAACAAAACAAAAAGCAGCAAGCAUACAUAAAAAGCAGAGUAGGGGUUUUGAGAAAAGUUUCCUUCUGAGACAUGCCCCUGCCACUUGGGGUGCUUUCACAAGCUCUUUUGACUCCAUUAGGAACAUAGAAACCUGCUUUACAUUCAGCUAGACCCAUUGAUCCAUCUAGCUCCAUAUUGUCUACUCAAUACUGGCAGAGGCUCUCUAGGUGAGGGCCAUUCCCAGCCCUACCUGGAGAUGCCGGGGCUUGAACCUGGAACCUUCUGCAUAAAAUGUAGAGGCUUUACCACUGACCUAUGGCAUUUCCCCCAUUGCAAUGUGCUGUUACUGUUCCAGCGCUGCGCUAUGAGAAGGGAUUGCUACUUACAACCUGUCUGUCUCUGUGCCGUGCUUUCCUUAAGCUCUCCAUUCUGUGUCACUUUAUGCAGAAUCAUUCAUACAUUCCCAGGAAUUUUUAUAUAGAUUACUGUGAUGCUUUAUACGUGUAUUCUAGACGAUUGCCAGUCUGAGGCCUGUCGCCAUCAUUCAGUAGCAAUGAGAUCAGCACUGCACUGACAAUCUGAGAGACAACUGCUGGGCAGGAAGCAUUUCAUCUGCAUGAAACAACCCUUUCACCAGCAACCCAUAAUCCUUUAUUCCUACACUGAUCUAAUGCUUUCUAUAUAAAACUGGACAGGGAUGCAAGGAUGUUACAAGCAGAAUUGUGCCUUUUUCUUUUCUUUAAUGAAUCCCUUCCUGGCCUCGCCGACGUUUAGAAGACAAACUGGUGCCCCAUGUGUUCUGCAGCUGGGAGAGCCGUGCCAAUUCAGACCGGCAGCUCUGCGUGUCUGUUUUGAUUUUGCCCUUCCAGAAGCUCAGGCACCGCGUUGUUCCCCAGAAAAGCAUCUAAGCGAUUUCCCAUUGACCAGGAAUAUGGUGCUAGUGGUAGUUGCAGUGUGUGAGGUGAGACUCCCUAAAUUCAGAAUGAGAAGAGCUCUCUCUCUCUCUCUCUCUGUGUGUGUGUGUUUGUGUGUUAGAUGCAGACUUAACUAGGGCCAAAAUUCUGGUUUUGAUUUUCCCUCUUUUGUUGCGCGGCAUUUCUGCCGCUCACCUUUCAGCAAUCAGCAUUUUGGCUGCCUGAUAGGAAGGGCAGAAGGUCAGCAGUAAAAUACAGAGGGAUCCUCUCUAUAGAAAACAACGGCUGUCAGAUGAACCUGGUAUAUCAUGUAUUAUUAAGACAUUUGAGCCUCACUCACUUACUGACCCAGAGGGUAUCAGUAAAUUGCUGGAGCAUUUCCCCAUCAGACAGAAAGCUGUAAUUUGGCACACAUGCACUCCGAAACACUGCUGCUUUGAUGCAAAAGUCUAAAAAUGGAACAUUUUUACAUCCUCUGUUGAAUAUCUGCAAUGUGAGGCUUUCUCCAUAAUAACGGGCAAAAUUCUAAGUGUAUUCCCAAUUCUCUCCUUCUUUCUUUACAGCCCUGACUUUAGCUGGGGCAGCCGAGGAAGGUUCCUGGCGGCCAUGGAUUGAAUUCAAGACGCAGAUUCUUGCCCCAAAUGGGGCUUGCAGUCUGCAUUGAAUUUAAUGUGCAAAUCUACUUUGGCAGAGAGCAACUCUACUCAGGGGUUCCAUUCAGAAGUUCCAGAGUAGAACAAAUCCAGUGGGGUUAGUAUGAGGUGCCAGAGAUGCUGGAUCCACAAUUGUGAGCACACUUGUUCCUCCCCUACAUUUUUUGGUUUUUUUUGGGGGGGGGGGUGUUGAAACCAAAAUCUUGCUUUAGGCCACUGGGAGUCAUUGGUCUCAGUACAUGCAUUAAUAAUGUCAUUCAUUCAUUCAUUUUUGCAUGUACGCCUGGGCUUGCUGCUGAAUGGAACCCAGAAACAAAACAAAUAGGAUAAAAAAAAAUUGAGAUAAAAAGCAGAACUUAGCAAUUCACCAAGCAGUGGACUGAAUCUACAAGUCAAACUAAACAUUGGAAAAUAAAACGAAAAGCAAAUAAUAAUAAUAAUAAUAAUAAUAAUAAUAAUAAUAAUAAUAAUUUAUUUCUACCCUGCCCAUCUGGCUGGGUUUCCCCAAACAAUACAAUACAUCAGGGGUUUCCAACCUUCUUAUGCCACAUCUGGAAUACCCAGUAACUGUCAUGGGCAUCACAACAUGGGCAACACUUGAUGCAGGACACCCAUGUUAUCCAGAUCAACUCUGGUAGAGAGAGAACCAGUUCACUCAACAUCUACAUGGAUAUGAAUGAAAGGAAUCUCUAUCCCCAACCUUCACAGGUGGAUUGGAAGUUCUGAACAGAGCCUAUAUGUAGACAAGUUAUAGAAGCAUUUUACAUGGAGCUCAGUUGGGCAAAUAUUAUGUGCAAAAGCUACAGCGUGUGUGCAUCAGGCUAGGGGUGUGGAACCGUUUCUCUGUCAAGGGCUGCGUUCCUCAGCCCAGGAAUAAAUUCUGAGGGCCAGUAGUGGGUAGGGUCGAAGCCAGUGCCAUUCUCUUUUCUCUCUCUCUUUCUUCUUCUCCAACCAAGUAGGCUUGUUUGGAAGGAACAAGUUGCUCUUGUUAUAGACCUGGACUGCCCACUAACAGAGAACUUUUCCCCUUCCAUGCUUCAUAUCUUCAUCCAGAUUGGCUCCUGCCAAUCUAUGCUUCCAUAUACAAAAGGAGUGGCUCACCUGGUGGGACUGAGCCACAGCCAGAGCUUCUGGCAGCAGUGUCAUGGUCACUUCCCAAGACAGGUGAGGAGGCAAAGUGAGGGCUCGCACCAGUGGAACCAAUCUGGCACUCCAACAACAUUUCUGCACAGCUGUAAAUGCACCACCAGGCCGCAAUUUGUCCUCCUGGUAAGCAGCAGUCGUGUUGCUAUCAUGAAAGGCUGUUGCUGCAGCUCUGACCCACUGGAACCUUGUAGGGUAGGAGUGGCAGCAAGGCAAAUGGCUGACAAGGGCAUUGGCCGGUGAGUUGGGGUGUGUAGGGUGCUAACUGGCUGCCUUCUGUCUCCACUGUUUGAGGAAAUUGCCUCAGUUUGCCUCACAGUAGCACUGGCCUUGCGUAUGAAUGGGGCUAUUGAGGUUUCAGUGCAUGAGGACAGCUCUCACAUUAUUGAGGGAUUUGGGAAUUAUCUUCCAUGCAUAAGGAAUGAUAUGUGGGAGGAAUGGGGUGUGAAGGAAGCAUGCAGGCCUAAGUAUUGUUCCCAAUCUCAACUCAUGUGGAAGUAUGUCUGCUUCAUGGGGAAUGUUGCCCAAAAUGAUCCCCAGAGCCAAAAAGUUAGGUGGGGAGGGCCUCUCCUCUAUUUUUAAUACAUUCUUAGGGAGCCUUGAAGAGAUUAGAGCCUGAGUAAUAUGUUUAUUUUGUGCUGGGUAGUCUCUUAACAACACAUCUGUGGGGACAGAGUUCUUUGUUUAAAGAGACUCUUGACGGGGAUACAGCAAUUUCAACCACACCAAUGAAACACGCUCGAAAUCAGAAAGGCAUAGCUGACCUCAUCACGACUGCCUUGGGAGCAGACUCAGGAUUCAGCUUCAUUGAAUGACCCUGCAUAUUCUCCCUCUCUCAUAUAAUACUCCAGUAUUAUAUAACCCAGGGUUAUCCAGUGAUGAGAAAUUCAGGACAGACGAGAAGAAGUACUUUUUCAGACAGUUAAACUAUUGGGUCUGCUGCCACGAGAUGUGGCGGUGCCCACCAUCUUGAUUGGCUUUAUAAAAGAGGGAUCAGACAACUUCAUAGAGGAUCAAUGGCUAAUUUAUUUAUUUGUAGCAAUAUUUAUAUAUCAAUUCAUAAAACAAUAUCAAAGUGGUGCAUAAAACCAUACAAUAGGAACCAUACAUAUAUAUGAAAAUGAGAAAUCAGAUAACUCCACAGCUCUGUGAUUCUAUGAUUGUGAAGGUUUUUAGCAAAUGUUGAAAAUGUGACAACAUUGGGGCUUGCUUCAAUAGUAAGGGAAGUGAAUUCCGGAGAACUGGUGGCACAGCAAUAAAAGCAUGAGCUUGAGUCGCCGCAUGCUUUACCGCAGAGGCAUGUGGCAUUGCCAACAGAUCUAUAGCCACAUAUCUGAAGAACCAAGAUGGGAUGUAGGGAGAGAGGCCACUUCUCAGAUACCUUGCAAGCUGUAGCUCAGUGGGGAAGCCACAUGCAUUGCAUGAUGAAGGUCCCAUGUUCCAUUCCCUACAUCUCCAGGUCAGACUGGGAAUGUGCUCUGUCCAAAAUCCUGGAGAGCCUCUCCCAGUCAGCACAGACAGUGGUAAGCUGGGGCGACUAAUGGUCUUACUUUGAUAAGGACUUACGGUAUUUUUCAUAAGACGCACCAGACCACAAGAUGCACCUAGUUUUUGGAGGAGGAAAACAAGAAAAAAAAUAUUCUGAAUCCCAGAAGCCAGAACAGCAAGAGGGAUUGCUGCUUUCACUGCGCAGCGAUCCCUCUUGCUGUUCUGGCUUCUGGGAUAGCUGCACAGCCUGCAUUCGCUCCAUAAGACGCACACACAUUUCCCCUUACUUUUUAGGAGGGAAAAAGUGAGUCUUAUAGAGCAAAAAAUACAGUACUUUGCAAGUUCUAAGUUCCUAUGCAAGUCCUGCUUGCAAGCUUCGCAUAGGCAUCUGUGGGAAGAAGGAUGUUGGGGUCACUGGACCUUUGGUCCAAUUCAUCAGGGAUCCUCUAUGUUGUGUGCACCAAGUUUAUCCCUGUUCUCUGCUUACGGUUCAUUAUGGCCUGGAUUACAUGGGUUCCUUGUGGGAGACAAGGGGAUUCUGGGGGAGGAGGCGUUGCUGUCUUGAGCCAGGACUAAAUGGUCCGAGUUCCCUUUCAGGCCUAUUAUUCCAUGUUUUUUUACUUAAAGCUGCUAGAGCAAGCAUGCAGGAAGUUUAAGAAUGCUAAUAAAAGGUUACUAUAGAUUUGAAGUAGACCUUUUGUCCACUUUGAUGUUGAAUCAGAAAGGUCUGGCUUCCUAUGCCGGGUGAAAGCAAAUGCUUGCAUAUGGUCUGAAGAAGAAGGAAAAAACCCAUUCUUUUCAUUCCCUCCCACAGCUGCAGUUUCCUGUUACAAGUUGUGAUUUAAUAAAUAUAUUUAAUAAUGAUUUUUCUUUUUAAAAAAUCAUUUUCUACAAUGCCCUUCCCUUCCAGCUGGAGUCACGAUAAAUACAUAUGUUAAUUUCUUCUUCUCCCCCUCCCAAAAGAAACUAAUAAUCGCCAUUCCACCCUAGAAUCCCUCUCCCCCUCCCCCCGCCAACAUCCCAGCUGCAGAUUUCCAGCCCCAUGGCAUUUUUCCUUCCAGCUUUUAUUUACAGAAAUACUUCAUUGAAAAAAAGGAAAAACCCAAACUCUCCAAGCAUCUCUCCCAAGGCUUCCUCUGUUGCUUUCUUACACUGCUUCUAACUGCUUCCAAAACAGGGCAGAACAGUCGGGGGAGUCAAAAAAAUCCCCUAAGGGGACCUUCUUGGAUGGUAGAAACAGUCCCCUGGUGAGAUAGACAAUAAUAGUGUUGCAAAUUGUAACAAAUGUGGCAAGACCCACAGCCUUUGACUGCGUUUGAUGAUUGUAGCUCAUGGUUUCUAUCACACACAUACAAUACACCAUGCCUCCUACGUUGCUUUGAAGGUUCCUGCUGGGCUUUGGGUUCCUCUGUCCCAGAGUACAAAAAGAACUUCUCAUCUUAGGCUGACCUCUCUGUGUGUCUGUACAAGCAGGGAGUUCCGCAACGCUGCCUGGGGUAUAGCCAAGGAUUUGAUCACUAGCCUCCUUCUGCCUGUUAAAAUGUGUUCAAUGGCUGAUCUCUGAGGGUUGCUUCGUUUUCCGAGCCAGAAAUAAAUAUUCAUGUGGAAGUAUGGGAAAUACAUUUGAAUUCAUAACCCAAGAGCCUUAUGGUAACAACGGAUUAAGGAACAAACAGAAAAUACCCAUUAAAAUGCAGUUAUUAUUCAAUUAAAUGCUUUAAACCAUAACAAAUGUUCUGGCUUAAGACCAGCAUCCCAAAGACAGGCCUAGACACCAUUCAGUGGGAACACCUUCAGUAGUUAUUUAAAUUAUUGUUUUGUUUUUACUCACCUGGUUGGGCACUGUUGGGAUUGCUAGUUUUAUUAAUGACCUGUGCUGGUUUUGCUCAUAGAUACCCAAAGGGAAAUGUGUUGCAGAAGUUCUUACACGCAAUAGGCUUUUCCCACAGAGGUGCAGUUCCAUUAGGGUGGCAACGAAUACAUCAUCUGAGUGGACAAUACUGGGUCCAAUGCAGUAUAAGUCAGAACUAUAUUCAGGCUAGAUAACUGCUUAUAUCAAGAAAGAAAAUGCACCAUUAAAAAGAGGAUGCCAAUUUGCAUAAAAUUUGCAUGUGCUGAUUUAUACCCAUAGAUGCAAAUUUAGAAAUAAUGGUUUAAAUAGAAAUGCAAAGCCAAUGCAUCACAUCAUAGUGGGGAAGGACUUAAGUUCCUUCUGGGUCUGCCUCCUCCAACCCAGUUCAUAUGCAGGCAUGAUGCAAAGAUGUACAAAAAUGAACAAUCUGCUCUUCUCUUGAUGUACACAAUGUAUUCCUGCUUUCUGUUGAUGGUCACAUUUCUUAAGGGAUCAUCUGAUGGAGGCUGAAUUCAACAAUGGGAGGGGCCCGACAGAUCCACCUUUUUUGCUUCCUCUCUGCUGCAUGAAGUUAAGCCAAUAGUUGCCAGCAAUCCUAGGGCCACAGCUUGUCCACUCCUGAUGUAGAUCAUAGUGGAGUGUUGCUGGCCUGCUUCUGGCUGCGGAAAUAGAAAAAAAUAUUAGCAGAGAACUGGGAAGAAGGUAAGAUCAUCUCAGGGUUGAGGAAGAGGAAUGUACUGGCGUCACUUGGUCUGUUUAAAAAUCAAGGGAAACUAAUCACGACAAAUUGUUCCAUCAGUGAAAAUGUUAGCAGUGCUCUUUGUGGAUUUUAAUAGUGUCCUAUAAAAAUGAGCAGGCAGUCUUAUUUUUCUAAAUUUCAAUCAUGUCCACUAACAAAUCGCUGCAUGGAAGAGGCGUGUUUUCUAAUAUCCCCUUGACUGAAUGUACAGAAGAAGCUAGUCUUGUUUUUGUUUUAAUGACAGUGACCAGCGUGGUUCAAAUCCUUGUGGGAUUUAAAAUUCUUGUCUAGUACUUGCACAUUUUUACUAUGUCAGCUAGGGGGCACACAUGCUGAAAAUAACAGGGAAACAAACACCAGCUAGAACACACACAGUGAGCAAAAAGGCUUUUCAUUUUUCUAAAGAGAAUAAGGCUUCUGUCCCUACCUUCUGUAGAAAGGUAGUAUUCAGCCAACACAGUUUUGUUUCAUUUUAUUAUUAUGGAAACCUGUAUCAGGAAACUCCUGAUACAUGGACUUUUAUCUGAGACCAGCAUAAAUUGUGUAUUGGAAUUUCGGUGGGGUGGAACUUGCCUGGAACAUCUGAAUCGAUGUGUUCUCCUUAAAAUGUUAUCCAUCUGCUUGGGUCAGAACAAGGAACUGUCAUUCCAGAUAGUAUCUCUGUGAACAGAAGAUUAGUUUUUCCUGAAUUGAUUGCUUUCUUUGUCUUACAAAUAAGACAGCUUAUAAAUCAGACCCCAAACAUUUUCCAUCACCAGCUUAGAACUAAAACCAACAUCAAAAUAAAUAACAAUGGCCGAAGCUGAAAAAAGGCUUCUACCCCAACGUCAGCAAAGGCAUUCUAAAGUUGUUUGUUUGUUUGUUUGUUUGUUGUUGUUUUGUUGUCUGAAGUGCCUAAUUAAGUGGUCUUGCAUUUGAAAAUUGAAUCCAGGUUUUUGUCUGCCAAGUGGACUAAAAGUUCCAUGUCAGAUUCAGGGACAGCCUUUGCAAAAAGCAAUAACCUCAAGCUAGUACUACUUACUAACUGUGUUUUAAAUUUUAGAUCUUAUUCGUCUUGUAUUUGAAUAGUGUUAUUUUUGCCUUGAGAUCCAAAAGUCAGAUAAAGUAAUUACUAAGUCUAAUAAAUUAAUAGUAAUUGGUGCAAUGCAUUUGAACUCCAAAAUAGCAAUAACACUAUUUGUGUAUGUCUAUUGGAACCUCAACAAAAUUGUGGAUUGGGAGAGGCUAAUUUCUUCCACCUAGUUUAUCUAUUUAUCAGUUAAAUUUGUAUCCUGCCUUUCCACCAAAUGCUGCUGCUGAGGAUAGUUAACAGUAAUAAUGUUGUUGGUGUUAAUCUAUCAAGAGGCAAUGGAUGAAGUCUAACUGCUAUGUUAGCAGCACUAAAGUGACCUCCUUGGGGUACAAGCCUGGGCAAAGUGUAUUGAGGUCCUGGGCUGCCUAGACAACAAGACCCCAGUAAUGGUUUCACUGAUGUGGUCCAAAGGAAAUAAUAAUAAUAAUAAUAAUAAUAAUAAUAAUAAUAAUAAUAAUUUAUUAUUUAUACCCCACCCAUCUGGCUGAGUUUCCCCAGCCACUCUGGGCGGCUCCCAAUCCAGUAUUAAAAACAAUACAGCGUUAAAUAUUAAAAACUUCCCUGAGCAGGGCUGCCUUCAGAUGUCUUUUAAAGAUAGGAUAGCUACUUAUUUCCUUCACAUCUGAAGGGAGGGUGUUCCACAGGGUGGGCGCCACUACCGAGAAGGCCCUCUGCCUGGUUCCCUGUAACCUCACUUCUCGCAAUGAGGUAACCGCCAGAAGGCCCUCGGCGCUGGAUCUCAGUGUCCGGGCUGAACGAUGGGGGUGGAGACGCUCCUUCAGGUAUACUGGACCAAGGCCGUUUAGGGCUUUAAAGGUCAGCACUAACACUUUGAAUUGUGCUCGGAAACGUACUGGGAGCAGAGCAAUACAUUUGGCACCAGCUUGGCUGCAUGAGUUGCUGGAAGGAGGCAUACAAGGCACAUCCAACUGUCUUAGGGACUCUAGCUUUGUGUAGGGUUUACUCCUUAGCCUUUUCUUCUCCCAAAGAUAUCCCGCCAGGCAGCUGAGGUUUAGGAUCAGAGUUUUCCUUCUCAUAGAUGGGCUACCUUCCCAGGUUGAUGACCCCCAUAUGCCUCUCAUAAUCUUCUACAGCACAUGCAGAAACCACCGUUGACCAUGCUGAAAUGUUUGGUAGUCCAGGUAGUAACUUAUCUCAAAGGUUGGUAAAUAACUCAUACAGAGUGCGUGUCACUCUGAGUAGUAUCAUUGUGGUUAGCCUUAUAAGAUGGUGCAAGCAGGCCCAGAUGAUGGACUUGGGUUUUCAGGUGAUGCUUUUGCAUUUAGUGAUUGCCUCCUCUUGCAAUAAGACAAUAUCUACAGUUUCUGUUAAGUAUUCCAUGUUCAGUCUCAACAGAAUAUGAGCUGGGUUUUCCAUAUCUUUUCGUCUAUGUCCUUUGCUAUAAACUCUCUGCUGGCUCUAAACAUGGUAGCUCUCACACUGAAUGGCACCAGUCAUAGAAAUGUUAAUCACCUCUCUUAACUCGGUAAGCUGACAGCUUCUAGACCAGGUCACUUUGGAAUCAAAUUCUUUUCUAGGAUUGUUCUGAUUUGACUUCCUGUUCUCAUUUCUGCUGGGAUACAUCCUGUUGUUAUCAGUGGUGUUGGCCCGUAGCUUAGAAGACCAAUAUGUAGCUCAUUCUGCCUCGGGAUUUUCUUUGCAGUCUGUACUGCCUUCUCUGCCGCAGCAGUAAUAUGGCAAAAGUGGUAAAAUGGUUGCAGUUACUGGAAAUCUGUUAGUCAUUAAUUCAUCUAGAUGGCCAAAGAGAAGAAAGGUUGUGCUGCAGCAGGUAAUGUCAGAGAAGGUUAAUGCCAGCAUCUUAAUAUAGACACAACUCCAUGGCGUUUUCUUGCACAUAUUGACAUGGACCACAUUCCCUUCUGGGCCUCUUUCUAGGGAAUGCAUGCCAGUGGUGGGCAGCGAUAGAGGCAAAAGUGGCAGCUCAAUGGAUUGAAAUUUUACUGUUGUACAGAAGGCUAGUCCCCGCCCCCCGCACUCAACCUGCCAUUUAGACAAGCUAGAGUCACUACCAGGAUUCCAGGGUAAAUACCAUCCAUGCAAAGCCACCCAAGGAGGGUGUGAAGCAAGGCCCGUGAGAUAUGCAGUCUAGGGGAGGUAGAGUGGCUGGGGAAGGGGUAUGGCAAGGGCAGACUUUGGUCCUUCAAAUUUCAGGCACACCCUGUGCAAGGACAGAAUUUGGCACCCUACCCCUCCCGCCUCUCACCUUCUGUUCUGUUCAGUUCUCUAUGUCCAGUGGUGUAGGAAGUGUGGUGUAGUGGGUGCAGGCUGCCCUGGGUGUCAUCACUGAGGGGGGUGACAAAAUGACAAUAUGUGUUUUUAAAAUAAGAAAUUCCCAUCACAAAAUGUUAAGUAAAUAAACCAGAAAACAACACUUGCAACUGUAAGUAUCUUAUUUUUCCUUCUUUUAAUACAGUGGUACCGUGGGUUACAAACACCUCGGGUUACAAAAACUUCGGGUUACGGACUCCGCUAAUCUGGAAGUAAUACCUCGGGUUAAGAACUUUACCUCAGGAUGAGAACAGAAAUUGUGUGCCAGUGGCACCAGGAGACCCUAUUAUCUAAAUUGGUACCUCAGGUUAAGAACAGUUUCAGGUUAAGAACGGACCUCUGGAAUGAAUUAAGUUCGUAACCUGAGGUACCACUGUAAUUUCAAUGUGUGUGGGGGGGUGGCAAGAAAUUUUCUGCACCGGAUACCACCUGACCUUGCUAUGCCACUGCUAACGUCAUAGUUGUGAUGCUUCGUGGCACCCCCUAGACUUGGCACUCAAUGUGGUGGAACUGGUUGCACUGCCCUAAAUCCACCUCUGGAUAUGACCUGGGGAAAGUACCAAGGGCCAGAUAGAGAACUAUGUUUCCCCCCUGGGCCUGAUGCUCAUCAUCCUUUACCUAGAUAGUUCACCUUGUCCAGAAAGCGUUUUAGUUCUGUUGUGUUAAGUGGUGCUAUCAGCUUUGUUAUGGCAUCGACCUUCUCUAGCCAUGGCUUUGUCCCAUGUUGUGCGAUUAACUAUCACAAGAACUCUAUUUUGCCUUGGCAAAGUUGACCUUUUUUCUGUGAUGCAGUAUUGUUCACACGGGGCAUUCUGUUCCAGGUAUGCUGCUGGAUUGCUGGAGGCAGCUGAGUUGCUGCUUCCAGCUAAAAUAAAAUAAAAUAAAAUAAAAUGGGAGAGUAAAGCACAUGUAUGCCAUUGAAGGUGACUGGGCUUGCAACCAUAGAAUUGUUGGAGUUGUAGGGAGCUUUGAAGAAUAUCUAGGAUGCUCUCUGCAGGAAACCCAGGGCUACAGCCUCCCACAAAAUAUGGAUGGUGCCCAGCCUCUCACAGUUUUCAAGCAAUGGCGGAAAAUGCUACCCAGGUAUAAACAUAAUUAGAAUUGUAAUUAUUUAUAUCCCACCCUUUUCACUGUCAGGGUGAACUGUCAGGGUGCACUGUCAUGCAGCUUAUAACUAAAAUAGAAACAGGUAAAGGUAAUCAAUAGCACAAUUCUAUACCCCAUUACUUGAGAGUAAGUCCCAUUGAACACAGUAGGACUUCUCUACUCAUAGACCUUCCAUGUAAAAGGUUAACAUUGGCUGGACUGUGGUCUUAGCAUUUAAUAUUGGCAUUCCUGCCAUUAGUAAUUCUGCUUGAUUAAAAGGAAAUGUGGUGAGACUAGCAUUGUUCUAAAAUUGCCUUUGUGAAAGCACUCAUGAGAAGUUGUGGAAUAAUAAUCAGUGCACCGGUGGAAGCAAUUGCUAAAGUUGGUCUCCCUGAGUAAGUGAAGCAAGCUUUUGCAUGCAACUUCCAUGCUGGGUUGGUAACUGAUCACACAGAACAGUGCUGUGCAUAUGUUUCAGAUGAUUCAGUUGCUUGCACCCAACAUCUGGAUAUUGUUCAUGCAGUCCCUCGAUCAUCAGGGCUAGCCUGAGACUUUUUACUCCCUGAGGCAAAGGAUAAGAUGGUGUUCCCUUCCCAGUCCACAUACAGAAGCUGACCAGAUGGGGAGUCUAAUCAUAUGACACUGGCAGCAUCCUUCACAACACCUGGGGCAGCAGGCUAGCUUUUGGAGGGCAGAGGGACAGGACACUUCUGUCCUCCAACAGAGAGGAUUAGGGAGAACAGCUUGGUUGUGGCUUCCACUGCCCUUGAAAUCUGUCUCCCGAAGUCGUCACCUCACUUUGUUUAAUGGCAGGCCAGUGCCUCAUAAAUGGAUGCACAUACAUACACGAACCUGGUGGUCAGUGCUGUCAACUUCUGUAGCAUCAAUACCAUCUUUAGAGGGUGGAAAGACUGAAUUCAGCCCUCUUUCUUCUCACCCCUCUUUAAGAGCUGAUGGGCUACAACCCAUCUGGUAGCACCAACCAUUUCUGAGGUUAUCACAUGCACUAAUGCACACAGCAGGCUUGUUUGUGUAGGGAUCUUUGAAUUACAGCCUGCAAGUGUUGAGGAUGGGGUGGUAUAAGCUAACAAGAUGCCUCUGGGAAGUCUUGCAAGCAGAACACAAGGGCAAAACAGCUCUCCUGAACUUGUUCUCCACAACUGGUAUUCAGAGACAUGCUAUUUCCAAUCCUUGAGGUAGUAUAUAGCCUUUAUCUUCCUCAAACAUGCCUCAUUCUCUUCAAACGCCAUCUAAUCUGGUGGCUAUCACCACAUGUCAUGGUAGCCAACUCCACAGGUUCACUAUGCAUUAUAUGAAAAACUGUACUUCCCAUUAAUUGUCUUGAAUCUCCCACCAUUCAGUCUUUCUUGGAUGGCCUGAGGUUCUUGUAUUGUGAGGGAGGGAACUAAAUGUCUCCUAGUCUAAUUCCUCACUACCAUACAUACUUUUAUAUACCUGUAUUAUGUCUGUCCCUCCACUUAACCUUUAUUUUCUGAACUGAAAAGCCCCAAGCAUUCUAAACCAUUUCCUCAUAUAUGGGUAUUUGGUGCAACGCCUUGAUCAUUUUGGUUGACCUUUUCUGAAGCUUUUCAGCAACCAGAACUUGACUGUUACAGAGUAUCAGGGCACCAGGGCUGCAUCACCAGUUCCUCCUUGGAAUUUCCCGUCUUGCCCAUGAGAAAGGGCAUGCAGGGCAUCAGUUGUGCAGGAGAUCUCCCUACUCCAAGGAGCAGAAAGUGGUGGGCAUAUUUAACAUGGUAAUUAAAAGUACCUAAAGCACAUUUCAGUCCCUCUUAUGGCUAGAGUGCCCCAGCACACAGGGAAUCACUGGUUUAUAGAUUUCACAAGACAUUUUGCCUAAUAUUUAACUCCCACCUCCAUUUUCAUGCUGACUUUUCAUCAAAUAAUGGUAGCAACCAAGUAUUUUUAAUUUUUUCUUUAGCUCUGUGUAGGAUCCUCACAUGCUAGGCUGCUGGCAACAUGGAGGAAAGGAAGUUGCAUGUGCAUAUUUUGCUUUUUUAUGAUUAAUCGUAUGACACGUUGAACAAAACCAGCUGAACUAAAUCUUUAUGCAGUGGUACCUCAGGUUACAUACGCUUCAGGUUACAUACGCUUCAGGUUACAGACUCUGCUAAUUCAGAAAUAGUACCCCAGGUUAAGAACUUUGCUUCAGGAUGAGAACAGAAAUCGUGUGGUGGCAGCGUGACAGCAGCAGGAGGCCCCAUUAGCUAAAGUGGUGCUUCAGGUUAAGAACAGUUUCAGGUUAAGAACAGACCUCCAGAACGAAUUGAGUUCUUAACCUGAGGUACCACUUUACAGUAUUGAGGCUAAAGAGAUAUAAUCAUGCCUAUGCAUUGUAUAUAUAUUGAUGGCCCACUUUUCAUGAUGGAUGAUCUGUAGAUUAAACAUCAGGGUUGUAAUUUUCCAUAGCCUCAUGUUCUACCAACACUCAAAAUAUUUGUCACAACUGCAGCUUUGCAGUUUACAACACUGACACAGAAAAAAUCUUUUUAAAAAGACAUCGUGGUAUAGCUUGAAAAGUAAUGGUCCUAAAGUUGUUGUUUUCAGAAAUAAUUCCCAGAAACACCAGGAAAGUCAGACGGACUUUCAGGUUUUUUGGAGAUCAGUCAUAAAAUACAUGUCUUGUAUGGCAAAAACCCUAGAUUCAACGCCUGGCAUCUCCAGUGAAGAGGAUCAAGUAGCAGCUGAUGAGAAAGGUUUCAACCCAAGUCUCUGCAGAUCCACCGUCAGUCAGGGUGGCAACACUGGGCUCCAUUCAGAAAUGGGCUGCUCUGGAAUAAGGCAGUUUCCAAUCUUCUUAGCACAAUGCAUUUUUAGGCAAGCAGGUUAAAUAGUACGUUGAGCCAGCAUAGAAGCAUUUCCGAUGGGGUGUAACUAUUCCAGCACCAGCACAACACUUUAAUAUAUGGAAUUGCUUGGGCUCUGCAAACUGACUAGUAUCCCGGGUCCUAUCAGCUGUGCCAUUCAGAUCUUAGCAGCAAGGAGUCAGCAGCAAAUGGCUACAAGCCACCUUCUUAUUCCUCACAGUGCCUUGGAGUUAUGCUACACUGGGGGAAUUGUGGAAAAAAUUAAAACAUGGCUCAAAGACCUGGCCAUCUUAUGGUGAGUGGGUGGGAUCUAGGGCAGGUGUUAGCCCUGGUGGGUGGUGUCUCCCCCUACAUAUUUUAUGUAUUGUGACUUGUUUUUUUAAAUGGUUAUAGUUUAGUAAUGAUUUAUUGAAGUGGCUGAGAAUGAAUUUCUGUUUAAUUUGUAUUUGCUGAUAUUUUGAGGGUUAUUUUUUAUUGUGUACUAUUAUAGUCCAUUGGGUUGUUGAAUACUACUCUGUUCAAUAUAAGUUGCUUAUUUUCAAUUCAUAUUUUUUAUUAUGACUUAUUUGUAUUUGAUCAGAUUGUUAUAAGGUGUGCGAUCUUUGUUGCAUACCGUAUUUUUCGCCCCAUAGGGCGCACCGGCCCAUAGGACGCACCUAGUUUUUUUUUUGGGGGGGGGAAUAAAGAAAAAAAAUUAUCCCCCCCCCCAGGCGCAGGGCUGGGGUGGGGGAAGCCCGAGCUUCCCCCGACCCCAGCCCCCAGAAUAGGCAGCUCUCCGCAAGCCUUGGGAGACCGGCGUGACUUCCCGCCGGGCUCCCACACCUUGCGGAUAUCUGCCUGAAGCCCAAACCAGGUCAGGGAACAGCGGGAUGGCGGCGAGAUGCAGGCUGCUAUCCGCAAGCCUAGGGAGCCCGACGGGAACUCCCGCGGGCUCCCAAGGCUUGCGGAGAGCUUCCUGAAGCCUGGAGAGCGAGAGGGGUCGGGGCCCUCCCGACCCCUCUCGCUCUCCAGGCUUCAGCGAAAGCCUGCAUUCACCCCAUAGGACGCACACACAUUUCCCCUUCAUUUUUGGAGGGGAAAAAGUGCGUCCUAUAGGGCGAAAAAUACGGUACCUCCCACUUGUAAACUGUCUUGUGUAUAGCAAUACAGAAAGACAGUAAGUAUAUAAGUUAAAAGUGAAAUGAAAAAUGGGUUAUGCUGGACAAUUACUUGAAGCUGCCAAAAGCUGACAGCAAGGAAUACUAGCAGCAUAGUGAAAACAAAGAUGCCAUUGAUGGCUGAAAUGGCACACACACUUCUCCCUGGGCUUGAUGGAUUAGUCUUCUUAAAGCAUUCAAGGAGAUGAUUUUAUUUGCAGUCACCUUUUUCAAAUGAUCUUCCUCUUCGGAGACCAUCAAUCUAGCUACAUUCACAUUGGUAGCAUGGAUAUUGCUCACGUUUCUAAAUUCUAAAUUCAAGGCUGCAAAAGAUGAAGUGAUCUAUUUUAGUUACAUCUCUGAAAGGAUGUUGAGAUGCUUCUGCAGAACUGGCGACCAGUUUAAGUACAGAAGGAAGGUCUGACCUUGACCAAGGACACUUUAAAAUCCUUUCGCCAACCAGCUAGUUUUCUCCUGUCUCACCUACUUAAAUUUUCAAAAAGGCUUUUUAUGUAUGGAAUGUGCUCUGGAUCAUACUUGUUCUCGAGCAGCCCUGACAGCUUUCAGAGAUUGCCGGUGACUCCCAGAUGAUAUGUAAUACUAGAAACAGCAGCCUGAUGCUAAACAUCCCCACCUGUUCUCCAUUAUCUUCCUUCAAAAGAAAACAAUGUUUGGCUAAAGUUACAAACUAAUGGAAACCAUUUUCACUAAAUAGGUACAUUUGGUCUUAUGUAAUUUGGUAGCUCAUAAAAGGGAAAAAAUACAUAGAAAAUGGCUUCGAACAGAGAGAAGGAAAUGAAAUGGGGGGAAAAAUCCUACGGCUGUGAUCCUCAUCCCACUUACUUGGAAGUAAAUCCUAUUCAAGUCAAUGGGGAUUAUUUCCAAGCACAUGUGGUUGGGGCGAUGAUGAAAUAAAAUGUGCAUUUAAUAUGAAGGGCAUGGAUGGAAGAAUGUAUUGCCAAUUUGACAUGGUGCACAUAAGGUUGAGAUUCUGCCCUACUCAGCUUCCCCACCUACAUUCAGCACAAGCUCUUUUGGGAUAUGUGCUAAACAGCAGGGGUGUGCACAGACCACAAAAUUCAGUUCAGACCCUGAUUUGGCACCAGUCACAAAAGAGCUCCCUGUUCUUUCUCUCCUAACCCUGCCAUUUUUCUUAUAUGGCAUCCUUGGGGAGAAAGAUUUCUGUUCUGGCAGCAGUCUUUUCGAUGUCUAAUCCUCUGAAGCAUCCCAAAUUGCUUCGCAGACCCCUGCAGGGUGCUUGGGAAAAGCCUGCUUUGGUUUGGACCAGCCCUGAAUCUGUCUGAAGAUUCAAGAUUUGUCCAAAUCUGAUGUGCACCCCUAGUGAACAAACCCAGAAAGGAAGCUGUUAUGGCAAAUAGAAGAAGGGUAUUUUCCUUCACUUCAUGUGCAAUAUGUACAUUAUAUAUUUCCUGGGGAAACCCCCUAAGCUUUUACACCUCCUGGAUAACAAGGACAUAGAAGUUGUCCCACACCAAAAUUUAGAGCUGCCAGAAGGUUAAAUGAAAGUAUAAAUUUUUAAAUUUUUCUGUUUCUCUUUCUUCUCUCUUAUUUCCUUCUUUUUUAUGGUUAUUGUUAUAUUUUUUGUUUUCCUUUUGCCACUGUUAUUGUUGUUUUUUGUCUUUGGAAUUUUUGUAUUUUUGUAUGUUUUGGAAUUUUUGUAAAACCAAUAAAUAUUAUACAAAAUUUAGAGCUGCCAUUACAACAUAUCUGGCAACAACAACGUUGUUAAUCCAUUCAAGCCAAGCUGUGGAGAACAUGCAAGAGAAUAGUUUUCAAUGGCUCAUGGAUUCCAUUUUCCCUGUGGAUCAAGUCACAGUAUUAGUCUGUGGUGUCCUCACCUACAAAGUAUCAGGGCUUGAAAAGACACUAGUAGGGUUGCCAUACGUCUAGAAUUCCCUGGACAUAGCUGUUAUUUGACCCUUGUAAACAGUUUCCGGGCGAAAAUUGCUUAAAAGUCUGGGAAAAUUUGGACGUAUGGCCACCCAUGUCGGAAGUGUAGAGUUUGGCAAAUUUCAUUAAAAAUAGUGUAACAACUUUGAGCAAAACUAGAGAGAUAGCAAAGUAGAUCUGAUCAAGCAGAGCCAUAGGAGACUGGCCUGGAUUUGCAGGUAUUUAUAUCCAGAUUAGGUGACCACUUACUCACCAAAGAAGAAAUGCAUCAUCCAAAAUGAGGGGGACCAAAGGACACAUAUUUGCAUAAUAAUUUGCAUAUGUUAAUUUGUGUAUAUAUAGAUGCAAAUGUAGAAAUGAUUACUAUACUUUAAUCAGAAAUACAAUGGUGUUCUGGUAUCCUGUCCAUCAGCUUAGUCUGCUGCCAAGUUGAUAGGCAACUUCAGUGCCCCUGCUCUCCAUUCAUUGGGUUCUUAGGGAUCUUUAUUUGGAAACCAGGCUUGGACUGGAAAUCCCUUCAGUGAGAGAGAGAGGUGUCCUCUGUAAAGUUGGACCCAUGCCAGCUGUCAUCUAGGCUGGAAUACAAUUGCCACCUAUCCAUUUCCACAGGUCAAGCAGAAGCUUGGAUCUAUGAUGAGAGCUGUUGCUUCAAUAAUGAUGCAGCUCACCCUUAUAUUGGUGGAGCCUCCACCUGCUUCCCUGCUCUCUCUCAGGCUCUUAUCUAUGCAGGUGUUUCCAUGUGUUUCCAUUUCCUCCUGAGUAGCCUGAGGAGCAGCUAAGGCACUUCGGUGGCAGCUCUGGCAUUCCUACCUGGCUUGUCAUUUCCUCUUGCUCCUGCAGCCUGGGGUUGGUCUAAGAACCCAAGAACCCAGGAACCCAAGACCUCCAGACCUGGGACCAAAAUAUUCAGAUCUAUUGGAUUGUCCGAGUAACUAGCAAUGUGGAGCUCUGUGGCAGGGUGCAUCUACGCUUGCUUCUCAUCUCAGGAGACUUCGGGUUCAGGAUCUGAGCAUAGCUGAACCUUAAACACUAUCUCUUUUCCUUUCAUAUAUAUCUAACACCAUCACAACAUGAGGGGAGUGAAUAAGCAUAUAAAGGAGUGUGAGAUCAUGAAGUAUCAUAAAAAUAUAUAAUUGUUACUGCUUUAUUCUCUAUCAGAACUGCUCUAUGUAACAGGACAGAGCAAGAGAUACUUUAUUCUGGAAGAUUUAAUCACUGACCAUUGUCCCCCCCCACCCCUUAGAUGUAAUUCACUGCCCAUUUUUGUUAAUUAAAAAGACUCCCAAUGAUUCUAAGCCCCCAAAUGACUAUGCUUGCUUUUGAACUGAACAUUUCCAAGUCUAUCCCUUUCUAGCAAAUUAAUGCUUCCAGGUUUGAAAUAUGGUUGGUGUUCUUUACAUUUUUAGGGCUGUAAGCUGUUAUCCACACGAAUGGGCUUUGCUUGUAUUGCUAGAACUCAUUAACUUACCCUAUGGAAGCCAAUGCAACUGGCUAUGUUAGGUCCAGACCAUGACUCUUUUUCCAGGGCUAAGUCAGUUAAUAACAUAGUUUUGAUUUUGGCAAGGUGAGGUCCUUUUGUUGGUCCACUACAACUUUUCCAUUCAUUUGUAUCAUUUCCCUCCCACCAGGAUAGGCAAUAUAAGUGCUGGCCUGACUCUAUAGAACAAAUUAUUUCCCAGAGUUUCUGCAAGUAUCCAACAGCUGUGGAUAGCCUCAUCAUUGUUUGGAAGCAAGAUUUGAGUCUAAUGGAUUCUCAUGAAAGCCAUUGUUUGUUGCUUUUCUUUUGAGCUUUCCCAAAGCUCUUCUUAAACUGUAUGCGAUAUAACAGAUAAGGAUACUACUGUGCAUUCCUCAAUGAAUGUGUAACCAACGAACAUUUUCAGUGUCUCUGUGUGCAUAAAAUAUGAGGCCAAAGUGAAAAUAUCUUAGAGGAAUGUUCUUUACACCAACUAGAUUGUUGUAAUGGGUCUCUAGAUCUAAACAAAGAGAUUCUGCAUCAAGAAAUGAGAUAUGGGACAUGUCUUCACAGUACAGUGAAAAGAGUGACCAGAAACAAUGACCAAACAGAGUAAAGGCAGCCCUUUUUAGGGAAGCUUUUAAUGUCUAAUAGACUAUUGUAUUUUAAUAUUUUGUUGGAAGCUGCCCAGAGUGCCUGGGUUAUAAAUAAUAAAUUAUUAUUAUUAUUAUUAUUAUUAUUAUUAUUAUUAUUACUCCCAAUUCUGCAGAGGACUGUCCUCUAUUCAAAGUGCCUUCUUUUUGAAAGGCUGCCUGUUCCAAAUCUGAUUUAAAUAUAAUGAACCGUUAGAGGGAAGAGGAUUUUAGUUUAAGUUUGUCCCUAUACAUAUACAUUAGCAUAUACAAUUUUUCUACAAUUUAUCAGCCACCAUUCUAUGUCCACUGAUCCUGUUCAGUUCUCACUGGUUUGUUAUGGGUUCCCCCACUGUAUCAUGGAUGUGGGGUGGGAUAAUUCUCUAUCACUGCCAGGAAUUGAACCUAAGACCUUCUGCAUGCAAAGCAGAUGUUCUACUACUGAGCUCUCUUCCUGUCCCAUCCCUUUGGAACAUCUAGCUUGCAAGCUGGUUGAUGUAUGAAAGCAGUGAAAGGUGACACUUAGACAAAUGAGGGACACCUGGCUUGCUAGUAGUACAUGCAAAAAGGACCUAGGGGUCUUUGUGGACCACAAGCUUAACACAAGUCAACAGCUAUUCUAGGCUGCAUCAACAGUAAGUGUCCUGUAUAGUGUCCAGAUCUAGAGAAGUGAUGUUGUUGUUGUUUAGUUGUUUAGUCAUGUCCGACUCUUUGUGACCCCAUGGACCAGAGCACACCAGGCACUCCUGUCUUCCACUGCCUCCCGCAGUUUAGUCAAACUCAUGCUGGUAGCUUCGAGAACACUAUCCAACCAUCUCAUCCUUUGUUGUCCCCUUCUCCUUGUGCCCUCCAUCUUUCCCAACAUCAGGGUCUUUUCCAGGGAGUCUUCUCAUCUCAAGAUGUGGCCAAAGUAUUGGAGUCUCAGCUUCAGGAUCUGUCCUUCCAGUGAGCACUCAGGGCUGAUUUCCUUCAGAAUGGAUAGGUUUAAUCUUCAGAGAAGUGAUAGUUCCACUCUAUUCUGCCUUGGUCAGCCCACACCUGGAAUACUGUGACCACAAUUUAAGAAGGAUAUUGACAAGCUGGAGUGUGUGCAGAGAAGGGUGACCAAGAUGAUGGAGGGUCUUGAAACCAAGCCCUAUGAUGAAUGCUUGAAGGAGUUGGCUUUGUCUAGCCUGGAAAAGACGAGACUGAGAGGAGAGUGAUAGCCAAAUAUCUAAAGGGCUGCCAUGUGGAAGAAGGAGCAAGACAGAGGUUUUUAAGCAGAGGUUUUAUUUAUGUUUAUUGUUUUUAUUGAUUAGAUUUAUAUACUACCCUUCAUUGCAAGAUCUCAGGGUAGUUCAUAUCAUAAAAAUACAAGGUAAAGGCACAAAUAAAUAGUCAAAACAAAAACAAUAACUCCUCUCUCCCACAAACACAUACCAAAGGCCAUAGAUUGUUAAUCAGCUAAAGGUUGGAUGGACAUCAGUCAUGGAUACUUUAGUUGAGAUUCUUGCUUUUCAGGGGGUUGGAAGAGGGGUCCCUUCUAAAUGUACAGUUAUAAUGCUUCUAUGCUUCUAAGCCUUUGUACCAUGUGUUGCCGUAGCCUGUGGUUGUGUUAAGAGCGUUGAGUUUUGAGGACCUUCCCUGAAUAUCAAAGCGCAGAGACCUUCAGGUACUUUAUCAAUGAAGCGAAUGUGAGUUCUGCCCCCCUGCCCCCAGAGCAAUCAGUGUUUCACUCGCUUUGUUACACAUACAAAGUGAGACGGAUGUCUUACAAUAUAACAAAUCAUUACUAAUGAAUCGUGAUAUCUGACACUCAGUGCCGAAGAAGGAUUUACAGACGUGCCUCUCAGCAGCAGCCGUUUCCUGUAUUAGGAAGUCUGACUUUGUAGCAGGCAUUCCCGUUCAUUCAACUAUCCCAAGAGUGUGAAAUUUGGAAUUAGCAGAGUUUGGAAGGAAGCUAUCGGCUGCACUUGUGCCUUGGGCACUGAAAGCGAGAAGUCAAUGUGUCUCUGGGGUUUGCGUUCCUUGACAAUUUUCAGAACUGGCAAGAGAGUUCAUAAUCAGUUGCAUCAACUUUUAUGACCUUUUGCCCCUUUUGUAAUGCAGAAUUAAUAGUCAGCAGAGGAAGGGUUGGAAAGAGACUGGAAUUUGGUCACUGGCUUCUUCCCCCCCUCCAUAUGGUCAGGAUUACAUAAAUAAUAAUAAUACAAUGAAUAUCUUCAAUUCGCUUCUUACUGAAAUUGUUGAAAACCACAUGGGUUCCAGCUCAACUCUUCUGCUGAUCCAAGCCAUUUAGUCCAUGAUAAUUAUCAUUUUUAUAUUCAGUAGAUUUUCAGACCAUGGGAAUAUAGACAUUUGCACAAAAACCCAUGAAUAAUGUAGAGGAUGAUGAUGAUUUAAUUUAUUACCUGCCUUUCACCCUGAGGUCCCAGGCAGGUUAUGACAUUAAAACACAACUUUGCAACACAAUAUUAAAAACAGUUUAAAACAACUUACAGAAAUAAGGUGGUUUCUAAAAAAAUAUACAUCUCAAGUGUCAAAAGCCAGGACAAAGAAGUGUAUUAGAUGUAUAUUAUAGUGUACACUAUCACAGAUGUACAGCCUAGUCCCUUUCUAUUAACAGAUAAUUUCAUUGAACAUCUACUGUUGGUGCAAAUACUGCAAUACAGUGUGGUCAUUUAUAGAAUGUGCAAUGCUGCAUAUAGUACGAAAAAGUACAAUUUGUGUGAGCUGAUGGUUCAGAGGAAAGGAUAUUAGGUUGGAUCUUCUGAAAAGCUCCUCUAGAGUGUUGAGGAAUCAUCCAAAACAGAUAGUUACGAGGGGCUUCAGGGCAAGGGGAAAUUGAUAAAAAAUUCCUGCCUCUCCAUACACGUCCACUCACAGGAGCCUCUGCAGGUGGCAGGAUUCACAGUAAGCAUUUUAAAAUUGGUCUAUUCAGUGAUAAGAGGAGUAGAAAUGGGGAAGCUCUGGUUGCCGACUAAACAGGAUAUUUAAAAGGCCUAACAGCCUACUUUCCUCAUGCUAUACUACUGCUUGCUUUUGUGAUGUUAAAACUCAGCUGGGGUCUCUCUCUUGCUGGAAAGUGUGCUUAACCCUGCACUUUGGAUCUAGGGAUCCAGCCAAAUCUUUUAUUAAUUACCUUACACAGGUGAUCUAUAUACAGUGGUACCUCGGGUUACAUACGCUUCAGGUUACAUACGCUUCAGGUUACAGACUCCACUAACCCAGAAAUAGUGCUUCAGUUUAAGAACUUUGCUUCAGGAUAAGAACGGAAAUCGGGCUCUGGCGGUGCAGCGGCAGCAGGAGGCCCCAUUAGCUAAAGUGGUGCUUCAGGUUAAGAACAGUUUCAGGUUAAGAACGGACCUCCGGAAUGAAUUAAGUACUUAACCUGGGGGUACCACUGUACACUUUGCCUCACAAGAGAUUGUUGUAAGAAAUGGAGGGAGAAAUAUGGUUCACUCUGCAUUUAAAAGCGAGUGACCAAAUUCACAGGUUCUGGGCUUGUAUGUGGAUCAGAAGGCAGCUGUCAAUUACUUUGUGAAUUCUACAGGGCAUUUUUAGUUUAAGGAAAUGCACAUAAAAUUCUAGGGUUUUUACCCAACUAAGUCCAGUCCAAGUAAACCAACCAAAAUGACCAAACCUAAGUAAGUCAUUCAUUUCAGUGGGUCUGUUCUGAGUAUUACUGGCAUUGGAUACAACACAUAUAUUUUACAGAAAAAUGCAUACAGUAAGACGUCUUUUAUGGGCAAACUGAAAAGCAUACAAAAAUACAUAUUUAAGGAAAGAAUGCAAAAAUUAGGGAAAGGCAAAUAAAAUUUAAGGUGGUGUUGUGGGGUGGGUUUUUUAAACAAUCAGAAAAAGAAGUAGAUGGAAUGGACUUAUGGAGCUACAUAAAACUGGCACAGAAUGGAAAGAGGCUGAUCUCGCCUUCUCUGAUCUGUUGUUUCCUUGGGGAUCCAUAAAGCAGCACAUUUGAAUGAAAUUGCAUCACAAUAACCUUUCCUUGGUUUGGAAAAAUGCGGCAGUUGAGUUCUUUCAGGCAGUGUUGUCUGAGGGGUGGUAAAUAAGCACAAAAGGAUGAAUGGACAACUGGGCCACCCACCGGACAAUAAGAGUGACCAGUGUGAAAACAAAAAAACAACAACGGAUAUUUAUUCUACAAAGGAACCACCCUUGGUCUGAUGUUGUGCCAAACCCAGAGGAUUUUGUGCUUUUUUAAAGAAGAAAUGACUGAACGUUGACUAGUUUCAAAGACAUCCAAGAGGGAAGACGAGGUUCCCAAACGGAACUUUCAAGGAAUAUUGUUUUGAGGAAGCCAGUAGGCUGAAGCAGAUCAAAAGGCUAUUGUAAAAGAGCAGAGGCUGAAGUGUACUGAAAAAAGAGCCAUUGCAGUCGAGAUCAGAAUGCGACAUCAGGCAGUAUUUCCACAUUUUAAUUCAUUGAAUGUAUUUGAAACACCCUGGCGCCUAAGGACAGGCAGUAAUACUUAAAGCAACCCAGUAAAAUUUUGCACUUAAAAACACUAAUUAAAAAAAACCCAAGACAAUAUCUAAUAAAACCAUGGCAACUGAAAUGCAAAAAUAAUUAUUAUAAUUAGCAUUAUUAACAUAAAAUUAAAAUGACCUGCUUUUAAUUAUUGCAUUUAUAUCCCAAUGUGGGCUACCUUGGGCUAAGAAGGGCUGUAUCUCAGCAGCAGAACACAUGUUCUGCAGACAGAAUGUCCCCAACCUCUGCAUGUAAGGCUUUGGAAAACUCAUUUCUGAAACCCUAGAUAAGCCACUUCUAGCCAGUAAAGAAACUGAGGCAGACAGACCAGUAUUCCAACUUGUACAGACGUAAAAUAUAUAUUUAUUGCUCCAUUCACUUCUGUCUCUGGCCCCACCCAGCACUGGCCCCUGGUAUGUCGUUCAGAAGGGAAUGAGGCCCUUGGGGUGAAAAAGGUUUCCUACCCCUGGUCUAGUGUCCGACUCUCAGCCAUGAAGCACAGUGAACUAUGAGCCAGUCACCAUCUCCCAGCCUAGCAGGGCUGCAAUAGGAAUCAAUGGGUAGAAUUGUGUAGUAUGCUGCACAGAGCGCUGAUAAACGUGUGUGUGUCAGUUUUGCUGCUCUUUAAUUUCAGAGUUUCACUUAUCUAGCUGUGAUUUCUCCAAACUACUUUCUCAUGUUCCCAUUCCACCUUCAUUACCUUGCCAAAAAGCUUCACCACCAGACUUGAUUAUGUGACAACAAUCUCCCAUGUGUACAACUAGCCUGGAAUGCAUUUUGUGAGUUCCUCUUGUUGAGAAGCAGGGACAAAGGCCGUUGUGGUUUCAUUUAGAUUUCUGUUUCUUCCAUCUAUCUAUGCCUAGCUAAAUAAAGGUGUCUGAGGAAAGAUUUUGUAGUGUUGAAAAGUGAAAUGCAGCGCUGCAGACUACAGAGUGGGAGAACAUAAGCAGUGCCAGUAUAGUGUAACAUCAACAUUGUGAUCUUGCUAUUCUUCAUUUUGCUGUAGAAGAUUGUUGAGCUUCACCUCUUCCUUAAAAGGGUUUAGGAAGGCUAGGGAACCUCAGGCCAGGGGUUGAGUGCGGCUCAUGAAGCCUUUCUAGCUGCCCCUCGGAAAUCUCAUACCCCUCAACCUCCCUGAUUUGAGCAGGACACCCCAGAAUUACAGAAGCCAUCCCGGCUUCUGAUUGGAUCCUGGAAUGUCCUAAUUUUGGUCUGCUGCUCUGUCGCAAGUCAGCUGGCUCACACCAGAGUGCCGGACCAAACAAUGCUCAUUUCUUGGUCUCAUACUUUUGUGUGAAUCAGCUGGCUCACACCAGAGCAUUGGACCAAAAUAUGGUUGUUUUUUGUUCUUGCGUGCUCCCACAAGAUCUAAGGAACACACAAAAACGAGCAUCCCAAUUUUGAUCAGUGGGAUGUUGGAGGGCAUGAAAUCUCCCCAGGCCACACCUCUCAUUACUGCUGGUUUGCACCCCAAGAGUUUUUGCCUGACUGGAAUAUGCCCUUUGAUCAUGCUGCUUGCUUGUCUGGAUGGUGGAUGUAGAUGGGUGUGUCCAGGCAUGUACGAUACUAGCUACUGCACACACACAGAAAAUUCACAUUUGUUGUUCCACCUGCUUUUGCCUCUGGUCCUGCCCACCACUACCAUGCAACCCUGGGCCCAGUAUACCUGAAGUAGUGUCUCCACCCCCAUCUUUUUGCCCGGACAUUGAGGUCCAGCGACGAGGGCCUUCUGGCAGUUCCAUCACUGUGAGAAGCUAAGCCACAGGGAACCAGGCAGAGGGCCUUCUUGGUAGUGGCACCUGCCUUGUGGAACACCCUCCCAUCAGAUGUCAAAGAGAUAAACAACUACCUGACAUUUAGAAGACAUCUGAAGGCAGCCCUAUUCAGAGAAGUUUUUAAUGUGUGACAUUUUAAUGUAUUUUUAAUCUUUGUUGGAAGCCGCCCAGAGUGUCUGGGGAAACCCAGCCAGAUAGGUGGGGUACAAAUAAUAAAUUACUAUUACUAUUACUAUUAUUACUAUUACUAUUACUGGGAGGUUGUCUAGAGAGAAAUAUGGGCCCCAGGCUGAAAAAGAUUUCACAUUAUAAAAACUUUGAGCUGUCCAAGGCCUUUUAGGCAAUCUUGUCCAAGAGUCCAGUAGAGGCUGGCCCAUGAGGGGAAAUGGGGCACUGCCCUACUGAUUUCAGUCUGCCCUCAGCCAGUACCUACUUUCCUGCCUUCUUACAAUCAGCCAAGGUGUGUGUGGGGGGGGGGGGAGGUGGCCAUGCCUAGCAGCUUCCUUCCCUAAGUCUCAGUGUUGCUCCUUGUAGAAUUCAGCAGGGAGGAUGGUGGAAAAAAACUGAAUUAGUGUUGCCCUCCUUGCCCUCCACCCCACCAGUCUCCAUGGGCACCAGCCACCACUGCAGCAGUCUGCUCAUUGCAGGAAAUCCGGAACUAAAGCAUCUCCAGCAGACUGUGGCCUUGCCUCUGCUUGAGAGCCUUGUGCAAGGGUGAGCCCAUCACCCCUUUAGGUAAUAGCUUCCACCACAGGUUCCAUCCCCUCUUAUUGUCAAGCCAUUUCUCCAAAUAUUCAGCUGAAAUUUACCCUUGUGUAACUUUAAGCCCAUUACAUAUGAUCAUAAGAAGAGCCUGCUGGAUGAAGGCAUUGACCCAUCUUGUCCAGCAUUCUGUACGCAUAGUGGCCACCCAGGACAGAUCUAUACACUGGGGGGGGGGACUACAAAUAUGUCAUAAAUUAAAUCUUUAUAACAAAAGAAAAAAAACCCUAUGUGAAAUUGCAUAGAAAAUUUUUGUGCUCUACAGCACCAUCUGGUGUUGCAUGUUUAUAAAGCAUUUAAAAUGCUGUUUUUUGACUAAUGUAGCUGAGUCCUCAGAUACCUAUGAGAAGCCUGUAAGCGGAACCUGAGCUCAACAGCAAACACUGAGUAUUGCCUUCUGGAGGUAAAUGAGGACAGGUCUUUGUGCUAUCGUAUCCUUUCUCUAGCUUCUCCUUUCCAGACUAAGGACACUGUGUUCCUUAAAAAACAAAAACCCCACAUUUUUCCUCAUAGGAUUUGUUUUCAGUUCUGCUAUCUUCAUCGCCAUCUUCAGGAUCCAUUCCAUUUUGCUAUAUCCUUUUUAAAGUGAGGCACUCAGAACUGGAUAAAGUAGCCAAAUAACAAAUUAUGUCAAACAUAGAAUUGUAGAGUUAGAAGGGAUGUGAGGGCCACCUAGUCCAAUUCUCUGCAAUGCAGGAAUCUCAUGCUCUACCAACUGAGCUGUCCCAGCUUUCAUUGUAAAGACAGGUGGAUGGGGGUAUACAGGGCUUGAGCCCCAUUGAGAGCAUCUUGCCUAAGUACAGUGGUACCUCGGGCUAAGUACUUAAUUCGUUCCGGAGGUCUGUUCUUAACCUGAAACUGUUCUUAACCUGAAGCACCACUUUAGCUAGUGGGGCCUCCCGCUGCCGCCGCUCUGCCGGAGCACAAUUUCUGUUCUCACCCUGAAGCAAAUUUCUUAACCCGAGAUACUAUUUCUGGGUUAGCGGAGUCUGUAACCUGAAGCAUAUGUAACCUGAAGCAUAUGUAACCCAAGGUACCACUGUAUUCUGCAAAACCUGGAACUGAUGCUGACUUGAUGGCUUGACCUGAUAUUUCAGGGGAGUUCUACUGUUCCGUAGGGACGCGGGUGGUGUUGUGGGUUAAACCACAGAGCCUAGGACUUGCCGAUCAGAAGGUCAGCGGUUCGAAUCCCCGUGACGGGGUGAGCUCCCAUUGUUCCUGCCCACCUAGCAGUUCGAAAGCAUGUCAAAGUGCAAGUAGAUAAAUAGGUACCACUCCAGCGGGAAGGUAAACGGCGUUUCCGUGCGCUGCUCUGGUUCGCCAGAAGCGGCUUAGUCAUGCUGGCCACAUGACCCGGAAGCUGUACACCGGCUACCUCAGGCAGUAAAGCGAGAUGAGCGCCGCAACCCCAGAGUCGGCCAUGACUGGACCUAAUGGUCAGGGGUCCCUUUACCUAUACCUUACUACUGUUCCGUGACUAUUAGUCCUCAUUUUGUAUACUUCUCCAACGCUAGUCACUGGGGAACAACAUCAGGGCUACUGACUUUGAGCCCUGCUUAUGGGUUCCCCAGAGGCAUCUGGCUGACACUGUGGGAAACAGAAUGCUGAACUAGGUAGGUCUUUGGUUUGAUCCAGCAGAGCUGUCCUUUCAUUCUUAUGUUCUCCCAAAGCGGCAUGCUGACUGUUCAAAAUGCCAGAUCUAACUCUAGGCCAGAUGAUAAAUAACCACUCAGAGAUUAAACUAAAAAGCUAACUAGCAGAUGGGGGAUGGGUGGGAGAGGGGGAAAGCAGAGAUGAAAGACCAGUAAGAUUAUUAAAAGAAACAAAACCUGGAUGGGGAACAAAGUGCACAGACAAGCUUCAUCUUUCAGUGACUCUUUGGUGAAGCACUCAGACAUGACAUAAAAUUAAGUGAUAAAGUCUUCUUGUCACAGUGGGUAUUAACAGAGCAUUAUGUGACUGUCGGUGACAAUGAUGGUGGUGGUAGUUGAUGCUUCUAACAACAUGCGCUGUACAGACAUACUCUGAAAAUGCAUCCCAAAAAUUGUGAUCAGCUCUGCAGAAUCUAAGGGACACAUAAUUUCGCUCCUGUUUGCUUUUCCUCUCGUUUUUCUCCUGGCCAUGAAUUAUCUCCUGGGAGGAUUUAUUUAGGCAACCCACUGCAAGAGGAGCACUUCUCUUGAUUGUCAUCCUGAUUGUCCUUUGGAAUUAAGUCAUAGUACUAGACAUAGGCAUUCAAGUAAUUAUCACGUACCGCUAAUAAGAGUUAGACAAACCACAGUGGUUUCCAGUCAGUUCUUUUGUGGCUCAGUAACUAUGUUAUUUCCCUGUACAAAAACCAGGAAAUAGCUGCGUUUUAUCAGAAGCAAUGUGGUCUUGUGAGAGGAAUAAAUGUCCACCACAGGCAAAACUGAGAUCAUCAGACUCAUUUUCACUUGGUACUUUGUCAACAUGUCACCUCCAGUCUCCAGAAACCAUUAAGCACACUCCCUACUUUUUCCUAUAAUAAGAGGCAAAUUCAUUACUACUUUAUAUUCCUUUAAGAAAACUGAUUGAUAAGCUGCCAGAUCUUCCAAGUGUCCCUAUUUUCCAGGGGCAUCCCUGAUUUAGAGAAACCACCCCAGUUUCUGAUUUGAUCCCAGAAUGUCCCACUUUUCCUUAGGAUAUCCCUAUUUUCAUUGGAGAAAUGUUGGAGGGUAUGGAGUUAUCUGACCCCUGAGCCGUCUGAAGGCAAUCCUGUACAGUGGUACCUCGGGUUACAGACGCUUCAGGUUACAGACUCCGCUAACCCAGAAAUAGUACCUCGGGUUAAGAACUUUGCUUCAGGAUGAGAACAGAAAUUGUGCGGGAGGCCCCAUUAGCUAAAGUUGUACCUCAGGUUAAGAACAGUUUCAGGUUAAGAACGGACCUCCAAAACGAAUCUGUGUCCUCUUUCUUCUUAUUGUUUUUGGUGACACAUUUCCUCUUUUUUAGCGAUGUGUACAUGGCUGUCUUGGGGUAAGAGUGCAGUCCCAUACAGUGGUAUCUCGGAAGUCAAACGGAAUCCAUUCCAGAAGUCUGUUUGACUUCCAAAACAUUCAGAAACCAAGGUGCGGCUUCUGAUUGGCUGCAGGAAGCUCUUACAACCAAUCGGAAGCUGCGGAAGCCGUGGCGGACGUUCGAGUUCCAGAGAACAUUCGCAAAUCAGAACACUCACUUCUGGGUUUGCGGCAUUCGGGAACCAAAAAGUUCGACUCACAAGGCAUUUGGGAUCCAAGGUAUGACUGUAUGUCUACUCUGAAAUAAAUAGCAUUGAAUUCAUUGGGACUUGUUGUUGUUUAGUCGUUUAGUCGUGUCCGACUCCUCGUGACCCCAUGGACCAGAGCACGCCAGGCACUCCUGUCUUCUCAUUGGGACUUACUCCAUGAGUAUAGGAUGGUGAGCUAAGUGGGGAUCAGAGGCGAAUUUAGGGCAGUGUGACCAGUUCUGCUGCACUGGGCAUUGCAACUAUGAUGUAGUGGAUUGAGCAGAACAGAAUGUAAGAGGCAGGGGGCGUCAAAUUUUGGCCUCACACGGGGCACCGCUGAAAUUUGAAAGACCAAAGUCUGCCCCUAUGGGGAUAACUUGUAAUCUAAUCCAUGAGGAAGCCUUUACACAGCUCACAUGAUUCUGACUUUUUGGCUGGGUUAUGGUGAAUGGGUGGGUGGGGAGCUCUGUGACUUCACCCUGAAUUCACUGUUCUUGCAAAUACGCUUUCUUUCACUGCAAGCUCUUUAUAAUUGAAGUAUGUCGCAAACACUCCUUGUGUUCUAGCAAGGGAGACAAGACUCCAACAUCUGAUUGUUUUAAAAUACAGAUACGAAGUAAAAGCUUUCCAGGGAGUCUUUGGGAGUUUUUCUCUCAUUCUGUGCCAUGGCAUGUACUUUUUGGAUCAUUCCUCAAGGAAUAUUGUGUGCCAGCCAAGUCAUGAAGAGACCUAGACAUGAAAUGAAGAAGGGGCCUCUAGCAAUAGCAUCUUAAGUUGUGCUUGCAAUAUCAAGGGCUUUGAAUGAACCAUAAGGAUACCCCAGGGAAAUUAUAAAGUCAUAAGGCAAAGCCAGAAGUCCUGGAUGCAAGCAGCAGCCAGUCUGUGGUAAAAUGAACCAAUCUAUUUUCCAUUUCCAAAUACUAGCAAUAACAACAGUUGGAUUUGUUGGAAAAGAUCUCCACGAAGCUCAAAAGCUUAUGUGUUCCCACUAGCAGAACUUGUAACCCACCACUUUAAGAGAGUUGAUUUCCUAACACAUCUCCCUCACAAAUAUUUAUCUUUCUGCCUGGUGUCUUUAUCCUUCCAUAGAUAUUUUCAGAAGGUUUAUGUCAAGUGACCUGAAUGGGAAAGGUCUGCCACAGGGGAUAGUCUUGCCAUGUCAAGAACAGGCCUGCCAUCUUUCUGAUCUUUCUAAUUCUGACUGCACAGCAGUGGUGGGAAACCUCUUUCUGCCCAAGGGCCAUGCACUCUUCUGGGUAACCUUCUGGGGUCCCCAUGACAGUGGUGGACAAGAGGAAAAAUGGGUGGAUAAAUAAAUGUGAAUUUUACCCUUGUACAGAAGGCUAGUUCUUAUCCACACUUACAUCCUGUCUCUGUGCUCCAUUCAGGCAAUCAAGUGAUGUGAUCAGAAUUCAUCCAGCUAGUCAGAAACAUUCAAGGAAGGUGCAACACAGGACCAGCAUGGCCCUUCUUAUGGUCUUAUCUGGUUGCAUGGCAUACUGCUCAACUGUCCUAGGAAAACCGGGACACCCUCUCUCUUUUUCAUGUGAGAGCAUGGCAGCCAUUUUGGGCACCACAAACUCACUCCAAAAAAGUGCUUUUGGGGGGGGCACAAACUAUUAUUAUUAUUAUUAUUAUUAUUAUUAUUAUUAUUUUAUUUUAUACAAAAUUAAAAUUAUAAUAAUACCACAACACAUCCACAAUUAAAAGAUCUCUCCGAAUCUCUGGACUUCCCACCUUCCCCUCCAUGGUUUCUGUUGUUAAACCUUUUCUACUGCAUCUUUUUUCAAUAAUCCAUACUCCUUUAUAGUCCUUUACAGUACAACUGUUGUUGCAAUACUGCUAGUGUUUUCAACUGCUUACAGCGGUCUCCAAGAUAAAUUAUAUCCCCCCCCCAUUUCUUAUUAAAGUUUUGGUCUUCCUGGUUCCUGAGCUUUCUGGUCAGUUUUGCCAUUUCGGCAUAGUCCAACAAUUUAAUUUGCCAUUCUUCUCUGGUAGGGACUUUAUCUUCUUUCCAUCUUAGGGGCAGGGGUGGAGGAAGGGGGAUGCGGUGGGUGCGGUCCACCCCAUGGGUCACCACAGAGGGGGGUGACAAAAUACUGGGCGGCAGUCACCGUGGGGCCUGCAGCGCACCCGAGCCACGCGUUUCUCUUGGGAGAGACAUGGUGGCUUGGGCACGCGCAGGUUCCGCACUGCCCAAACGGUCCGCCCGCUGCCCAGCCGUAGGGCAACUGAGUGGGAGGAGGCAGGCAGACCCCUCGGAGGCCCCGCGGUGCACCCCGCCCCUAUGGGCGGCUCACCCCACCCUUGCCCCACCCCAGACGCCCAAGCAGCUUCCUCCACAGCUGCUCAGCCCCCCCAUCUCACCUGUUGAUGGAUCUCAACCAAAACUCCCUGCUACCUGCUGCUCAGUCUGUGUAGUCCAGGAUGAUGACUCAGAAACAUAACUUGCUGACCGGUAACUUGAUUUGUAUUUGCUUUUAUUAGAUACAGAGUAUAGCACAGCUUUGUACAAGUUACUAUAUACACAGACUCGAUUCAAACUCGACACACCAACCUCUGAACUCCAACACCAAACUACUGUGUCAUGCUGCUUAUAAGGGAAAACUUUUAGCCAAUCAUCACCUGUUGCUAGGCUCCCCUAUCUCCAAGCAGACUUUCUCACAUAGCCUUGCUUAACUUGGCUUCUUGCCAACUCACUAACUGUCCACUUCAAAGCUGCAGUUUCUCACAAACCUGCUCAGGGGGCCCCCCACAAUCUCACCCAGGUCAUGUGGCUCACAUGGGAGCACAGUCCCGGAAGACAGUGCCCUGGUUUGUCACCUCGUUGACACCUGUGUUGAAAGGUAUGGCAUGGGUGUCUUGUUUGUGUGGAGUCCCUAUACAGGAGCAAGUGUGUGUUCAUGUGUUGGCAUUUCUCAGCAGACAAGCACACUCCACUGGCAGAAAGAAGUUUCUAUAUUGGGGACAGGGCUCAAAGUGCUGUCUUGCUCCAUAGUCACCGUGGAAAUGCCCUACAUGUGAGUAAUACAGGAAUAGAGUUUAAAGAGCACGACAAAAACCCAAACAACAGGACGGUGCUAAAUAUUCGAUAGAAUUAAGUUUAUAUAGUCACAGAGAGCCCUUUCCCAAUACUGCCACACAAUUUGCAGUGCGAUCCUAGUAAGAAGAAAAUCUUCUCAAAUUCAGUGGGGCUUUCUCUUUGGUACAUUUCCAGCCAUAAAGUUAGUUAUGUGAACCCAGCAGACAAUAACAGGGCAGAGCUUGCUCAUUUAUGGUUAUUGGGGGAUGGACAGACGGACAGAAUUUUUCACAAUUUAUAGCUUUUGAUGGCUGAGCUCUUGUAUAUGGACUGGUUUCUUUUGCUGCAUGAGAAUAUCAAGAUGCUUCUUGAGAAAUUAAUAUAUUCCCAGUAGUUUGAGACACCACCAAAGAACAGCUGGUUCUCUUAAAUCCAGCAUCUCCAGGCAGAUUGUUGGAAUAUAGAUCAAACUCCACCCUGUUAAGAGAGGGGGGGGGAUCAUAAAGUGACACAAACCAAUGAAAUCUGUAAUGUAAAGUUAAGGCUCCCUCCCCGAUAUUUUUCUUUCAUUCACACACACAUUUUUUAAAAAAAUCUAUCCAUCUAGUCUUUUCAGCUUCUUGAGUUAAUGACAAGACUUUGCCAACAACCCAAGAAGUUACGGUAAUUAUCUUUUUAAAACACUCUAUUUUUAAUGUAUAUAUUCUUAAAAAUGAAUCUUCUGGGUGUCUCUUACACUCUCCUCAUAGUGUUUCCUGCUCUCUUCAAAUUAAGAAGCACCCUGCUGGGAUUCUCACAAGCCCACUGGUUCUCAUUGCCAAAUUUUCUAGAUCAAAGACACUGUAAUAAAUUCAGAUAAGUGUUUUAACUUUAUAAUGUUUUGCCAAAAUGGGGCUCGUUGGUAGAGGAGGAGAUUUAUGUGAGAACAUUAGGAGGCAUUUCCAUGUACAGAAACCGAAGAGGGUAAAACGCUGGAACUUAACUGAUUAAUAACAUUUUCUAUGCAACGUUAAUAGCUUUUAAGUACUCAUCUAUGAAUACAAAGCUUUUGUGGUUUGUCAUUUGUUUCUAAACGUAGAUCAGGGCCAGCUAGGAUCAACCAUGUCAAAUACACGAAAGAGAAAUCUGAUUACUUAUGGUCUUUUGAAUGAUAGGCAUGCUGUAUAAUGGGAGCUCUGUUAAUUUAUCCAGAUAUUAAAGAUUUGUGGGAAAACUGUAAGAUGGCUUCUUGCUAACUUCCUGCUGGCAAAUAAAUAGUAAAUUUCACAUUCCAUGCAUGUGGAUAUUGCCAUAAAAUAGUUUAGUCACCAGUUGCUCUGUAUUGCUUUAUCUGAAUACUCAGGUAUUGUUAUCUUAAUCCUCUGUCUGAAAAUGAUGAUGAAUAGACGAGGCUAAAUGAUCUGAAGCUGAAUCAUGACACAAAUGAAGCUGAUGGGAAAUUCUAAAGCCUGUGAAUGUAUUGUUGUUAUGCUUCCACAGGGUGGGGUGCUCAGGGGCAGAGGAAGGGGGCGGUGGGGGCAGUCCACCCCGGGUGUCACCACUGAGGGGGGUGACAAAAUGCCAGGUGGCACUCACCAUAGGGCCUGCAACAUGCCCAAGCCACAUGUCUCUCCUGGGAGUGACGCGUGGCAUGGGUGCCCGCAGAUUCCGCGCUGCCCCAAACGGUCCACCCACUGCCUCCCUCCCAGCUGUAGGGUGGCUGAGUGGGAGGAGGCAGGCAGACUCCUUGGAGGCCCCAUGGAGUGUCCUGCCCCAGCUCACCCCACCCCACGGGUGGCUGGCCCCGCCCCUGGAUGCACACUGCCCCAGGCGCCCAAUCGGCUUGCUCCACCGCUGGGGUUGCUCCCUCUGUCACAGCAGGUUCAAAUCCUGAGGUUCUCCUGGAUCCUGCUUUGUUCCUGGAAAGCUAGAUAGCAUAAGUGGCCAGGAGUCUUUGGGAUAAAAUUAUUGCUGGAAGCCAAAUGCUCUACAAGCUGAACAAAAGGCUGAAAAUUCACAGACACUUUCCUUGGAGUAAUCCUGGUUGAAGGCAUUAGGACUUGCUUCUGAGGACUACAUACAGUAUAAGGCUUCAUAGUUGCUAGGAAAGUGUGGCAUAUCAUUCUAAAGUCCCUUGUCACCACAACUUAGUUUCAGUGGGACAUGUACAAUUAACUUUCUUUUUUCCUGCCUUUAGGGCCAAUGUAGUGGGAAUCACUUUGAUCCUGCUGUGUAUUGCACGUGCAUGCCAUGCCUUCAUGCAUACAAAGAAAUCUGUUCAAAUGUACUGUACAUAGGGGUAAUGUUUUAUCUUUAAAAUAUAAGCAAUAUGAAAUGACCAAUACAACUUACAUUUGCAACACCUGUCCAUGUAUGUAACCUGGAAUGAUUUUCUUCCUUAUAUGUCUUAUUCUCUGAAAAACCACUUGACACUCUCUGUUUACCCUCCAUGUACAAAUUAUCAAAGCAAGCCAUGUGAUUUGAGUUUGAAUCAAAUAGUUAGAAACAUGUGAAUUUUGCACUGUUUAUUCAAUUUGAAGAGCAUGGUGUGUGUGUGUGUGUGUGUGUGUGUGUGUGUGUGUGUUUAAGGAUUGGACUCUGAAUUUCCUGCUGUCAUGUUCUGGUUCAUAUGAAUUUAUUAACUGGUGACUAAUUCUGAGAGCAAAUGAGUCUUGCCACUUGACAAGAUGCUUUCAGCCCAAGUUGUCUGCCUUCCAUUGGUUGGAGAAACACAAAGGGGCACCAAAAAUAUUUGUGGGUACAUAUUUUCAGUAAUACAGCAAUCCAUCUGACCCUGAAUGGCUUUCUGAUCCAAUGCAACUUCCAUAUCUCUGAUAGUCUUCUAAUACAUAGGAAACUUUUGGACUGCAAGUUUUUGUGCCAUCAGUUAUGACCAAUAAAGAUUACAGGGUCAUAAAUCGAGGACUUGGAGUGUCAUUAAACUUUUACAGUUUGAAUGCCAUUCAAGUUUCACAUCUGGAAUUACCCUGGGUUGUACUCUAACUUGUUUCUUCAUUUGUUCCAUUUUAUAUUUGGCAAGGUAUUCUUAAUGAAUCACUGCAUUCUUUUCUUCCUACCACCCAGGCUUACCCUUGCACCAAUGACAAGGAGUGUGAAGUUGGGAAAUACUGCCACAGUCCCCAUCAAGCGACGUCUGCCUGCAUGAUUUGUAGGAGGAAAAAGAAGCGUUGUCACAGAGACGGCAUGUGCUGCCCUGGGAACCGCUGCAACAAUGGUAUCUACUAUAUGCACCACUUUGAUGCCCUUUUAACAACAUGAAUGGCUCAAUGUAUUAACUCUCCGUCAACACUCAGCCCACAUACUCUAGAACUGCGCAGUCAAUAAGUAGGGAAGUCUAGAAUCACAAAAACUGAUGUCUACAGGAUUGAUUGGGCAGUCAGUGUUGAUUAUGGCAAACAGCCAGCAUAUUAAACCAGAAUUUCUGCAUAACUCUCUACAUAAACAAUAAAAACAAUCAAUAUGGGGUUUUACAAUCAAUAUACUAAUUAAGUGUACUUGAAAUACAUGUGUCUACAGGAUCUGUCUGUGGAUUCAUCUAACAAUCGUAGAUAUAAGCCCUCUUCAGGUGCUCAACCUGCGCAUGUGAGGGCUAAAGUGGGAAGGGAUGGGGUGAAUGCAUCAAACCUGCCCCCAGUACUGACAGGUGAGUCUCCUUCAUCCCUGACCUUCGCUUAUUUAACAUGAAGAUCUGAAAUGGACUUGGAAGCACAUUUGGCUAAUCUCCUCCAUAUUAGAAACCCCAUUAAGGCAGGGUUCUCAGAGGCAAGGAGGCAUAAAAGCAUGUUCUCUCAAACUGGAGACAGACUUAGUGAAGGGACGAGCCCUGCUGAUUUGCCAAUGGUAAAACAAAGUAAAAUUAACUUUUUAAAAAAAUUAAAGAAAGGUUAGCUUGUCAAAUUUGAAAUACCAAAUUUAAGUACCUAUGUACUGAUUGUUAGGUGAAUCAAUAGACAGAUCCUGUAGACCUAACGUUUGUUGCUUUACUGUAGUUUUAUAAUUGUUAGAAGCCUCCCAGAGUGGCUGGGGAAACCCAGUCAGAUGGGCAGCAUUUAAAUGAAUUAUUAUUAUUAACAAUUAUAAUCUCAUCUCAGUCACAAACUCAUGAGGUUGACUUAGGCAAGCCUCUCAAUACCCCCAACUGCCAGAUGGGAAAAUUUAAUACUGGCCAGCGUUUACAAGACUGGGUGAAGCACUGCGGAGAUACCGAAUACAAAACAAUCUACCAUACCAAGGGUAGUCAAGGUGGUGCCCUCCAGGUGUUUCAGACCACAUUAAUACUAAAAAAUGCUAAGUUGUCUGCCAUGUUAAAGAGACCUGACUGGACUUAACUUAAACUGGACUUAACUUGGGGAUUUAGUGCCACCUGUCUCAUGCUGUGGAAUACUCUUCCAGCAGAGAUUCAAUGGGCAUCCUCACUUUUGACUUUCAGGCGUCUCUUGAGGACUUUUUUAUGCCUUUGCAGCUAGCUAGCUAUUUAUUUAUUUAGCCAGCCAGCCACUUUAAUGGUUAUCUGUAGGAUUUUAAUGGUGUAACCCUGAUAUUUCAUGAUUCCUAUACUGUCAUAUAAACAAACAAACAAACAAACAAACAAACAAAUGACAAUAUAGGAAAAUAAAUAAAUGAAUAAAUAAGUAAGUAAGUGUACUUUCUUUCAGCAAAGAGGCUCUUCUCUGUGUCAUUCUGUGAAAAUUGCCCUCUGCCAUACUAUUCCCCCAAGAGCCCGUCCAUUGUAACUCAUUCUGUUCAUCUUUCUAGGUAUUUGUAUACCAGUAACUGAGAGCAUUCUUACUCCCCACAUCCCAGCUUUGGAAGUACCUCGCAACAAGAAAAAUAAUCAUUAUCCCACUAAGGACUUGGGAUGGCAAAAUCUUGGGAAAGGGCAGACCAAGCUGACACACACAAAGGGUAAGGCCGUGUUGUCCAUAAACUGCCUUGAGGAGAUGGUCUUCUGAAAAGCUUUUUGCUGUGAAAUGUUUAACAUUGUCAUUAGAGAGAGAGAGAGUGCAGUAUGGCUGUACCUGGCUUCCCAUUUUGUUUGCCCUCUUCCUCUGGGACUAAUCCUCUGGGACUCAUACCAAGUCAGAUCACUGGUCCACUGAGCUCAGUGUUGUCCUAUCUAGUAGCAGGCCUUUUCCAGCUCUACCACUGAGCUGCAGCCUCUUCCUCUGAAAGGAGAAAGGGAAGGCAAACAUUGGCUGCCCCUCUUCUACCUUUCUCCUGCCACUGUUUACUCACUCAGAGACAGCAGGUAAACAAACAAGUAAACAUGGAGGAGGAGCAUCAGGGUGAGGGCAUGACAUCAGCUGGCAAUGAGUUCCCUUGAGCAGGUGAACCAGCGUAGCUUUGAGUUCAAAUCAAACUCCAUGAAUGGUCUUGGGCACAUGCUCAUAUAUUCUACUUAAUUAUUUGAAGCAUUUCUAUCAUUUAUCAAACAAAUUCUAGCUGCUUACAAAAUUAUUAAAGACAAUGAAUGCAAUGACAAGCAAUAAUUCAAAGAUUAGUAAAAACUAUAUUGCAUGGUAAGACCGAAAACAGGUUAGAAACAAAUCAAUUUAAAGAAGGGGAUAAAAAAAAAUGCCAUUGGAAAAACACGAACAAUGGUGAACUACUUUUUAGGGGUGGUUGUUGUUUAGUCGUUUAGUCGUGUCCGACUCUUUGUGACCCCAUGGACCAGAGCAUGCUAGGCACUUCUGUCUUCCACUGCCUCCCGCAGUUCGGUCAAACUCAUGCUGGUAGCUUCGAGAACACUGUCCAGCCAUCUUGUCCUCUGUCAUCCCCUUCUCCUUGUGCCCUCCAUCUUUCCCAACAUCAGGGUCUUUUCCAGGGAGUCUUCUCUUCUCAUGAGGUGGCCAAAGUACUGGAGCCUCAGCUUCAGGAUCUGUCCUUCCAGUGAGCACUCAGGGCUGAUUUCCUUCAGAAUGGAUAGGUUUGAUCUUCUUGCAGUCCAUGGGACUCUCAAGAGUCUCCUCCAGCACCAUAAUUCAAAAGCAUUAAUUCCUCAGUGAUCAGCCUUCUUUAUGGUCCAGCUCUCACUUCCAGACAUCACUACUGGGAAAACCAUAGCUUUAACUAUACGGACCUUUGUUGGCAAGGUGAUUUCUCUGCUUUUUAAGAUGCUGUUUAGGGGUUAGCCAAGCCAAAAAGAGACACCUGCCCCCAAAGCCAGCUUAGUAACAGCUUGUGUUGUACUGAUGUGAACCCUCUUAAGCAUGCAACCUUUUGCGUAUGAAAGCUCAUACUAUAAUAAACUGGUUAGUGUCUAAGAGGAGCCAAGGAAGGGUGUGUGCACACCACAGAAUUUGGGUGGUUGGAAUUGUGUCCACAAUGACCUAAAAGUGCAGUCCUGCAAUGCAAGUGCAUUUACUCAGAAGAAAGCCCUGCUGCAUCCUACGGGGCUUAUGCCCUGAAAAGUGAGCAUAUGAUUGCAGUUAUAGCCACCUAUGUAACUAUUUGCAGCCUUUUGUUUAGGCUAGGAUUUCUCUCUCUCUCUCUCCCUUCCCAUUUCCCCAUGUUUUCGUUCUGUUCCUCUGUGUACUUUUAAGAAUUAAAACAGCAUGCUCCCACUCCCCCCUUUUCAGUAAACGGUAUUUACUGUGGAAAAGUCGUGCAGCACAUUGCUUGAAAGGAUCAAAUGACACAUUUGUAAUGCACCUCUUUGGUACAUAAACAAGACGCCCACACCAAGCAAGCGAGCGAUGACUUGGAACAGCCCAAGGAGUGCCGCUGCAGAGACAUAUCUUAACUUUGUGUGGCCACCUGAUUUGAAAGAAGAAUCAUCCCCACUUUUAUAAUGUCUCGUGCCUUGGCAAGGGAAGCUUGUUUGUUUGUUUAUGAGUGUUGCAUCCAACGAUAAUCCAGUUCCAAGAAGAUUCAUUGAAAUUAGUGAACCUCAGUCACGUCUAGUAGUUUCAAUGCGUCAUCUCUCAGUAGAACUAACUUUGGCUACAACUCUUUAUAUCCCAUACUUCCAUGGCAAAAACAAUGUUCAGGGUGGGUUAUAACAUAUUUCUCAAAACCCCAAAAUGCCAUGUGAGUGUUUUGCAAUGUGCAUUUCGUAAUCUUUAGUUUCACAGGAUGCAGAACUACUCCAUUCUAGCGUACUGAAUUAAUCAGAUGCUCAUAUACAGUGAUAGCAAUACAUAGGUUCAGCAAUGAGUUUCCUUCAUAAAUAUGACUGGAAAGAAUGAGGUCCUUUUUAAUUGAUCAAAGCUGCAGUCCUAAGCACACUUACCUGGAUAGGCCCCACUGAAGAAAGUUCUACCUCUCUUUCGAAUCAGAACCAGUGAAGGCAGUGAAUGUCCUGUGUGAGUGUCUGGAGGCAGUUGGAGGAUGCAUGGCGGCUAACAGAUUGAGGUUAAAUCCUGACAAGACAGAAGUACUGUUUUGGGGGACAGGAGGUGGGUGGGUAUGGAGGACUCCCUGGUCCUGAAUGGGGUAACUGUGCCCCUAAGGACCAGGUGUGCAGCCUGGGAGUCAUUUUGGACUCACAGCUGUCCAUGGAGGUGCAGGUCAGUUCUGUAUCCAGGGCAGCUGUCUACCAGCUCCAUCUGGUACACAGGCUGAGACCCUACCUGCCCGCAGACUGUCUCACCAGCAUGGUGCAUGCUCUAGUUAUCUCCCACUUGUACUACUGCAAUGUGCUCUACAUGGGGCUACCUUUGAAGGUGACCCGGAAACUACAACUAAUCCAGAAUGUGGCAGGUAGACUGGUGAUUGGGGGCGGCCGCCGAGGCCAUAUAAUACCGGUCCUGGAAGACCUACAUUGGCUCCCAGUACGUUUCCGAGCACAAUUCAAAGUAUUGGUGUUGACCUUUAAAGCCCUAAACAGCUUCGGCCCAGUAUACCUGAAAGAGCGUCUCCACCUCCAUCGUUCUUCCUGGACACUGAGGUCCAGUGCCAAGGGCCUUCUGGCAGUUCCCUCACUGCGAGAAGUGAGGUUACAGGGAACCAGGCAGCGGGCCUUCUCGCUAAUGGUACCCAUCCUGUGGAACACCCUCCCACCAGAUGUCAAGGAAAUAAACAACUAUCUGACUUUUAGAAGACAUCUGAAGGCAGCCCUGUUUAGGGAAGUUUUUAAUGUUUGAUUCUAUUUUUAAUAUUUGGUUGGUAGAUGCCCAGAGUGGCUGGGGAAACCCAGCCAGAUGGGUGGGGUAUAAAUAAUAAUAACAAUAAUAAUAAUAAUUAAUAAUAAUAAUAAUAAUUAGCAACCUACAUGCAUAGGACUGGACUAGUAGGUUGCAGUCUUAGACACACUUACCAGCAUUAAAGUCUGUGUCACCUUUGAGUAAAAUUGCCUGGAAAAGGUGCUAAAGAACAUAAAAAGAGGCUGCUGGAUCAGGCCAAUGGCCUAUCUAGUCCAGCAUCCUGUUCUCACAGUGGUCAAACAGAUGCUUGUGGGAAACCUGCAAGCAGGAUCUGAGCACAAGAGCACACUCUCACCGUAACCAUAAUGGCCAGGAGUCAUGAAUUUAUCUAAUCCUCUUUAAAGUCAUCCAAACUGGAUCCUUCCAGCUGGUGGGUAAGCCUAUAGCACAAAAUUUCAUCGUAGGUCCCACUUCUGGCAUUGUUUCUCCCUAAAUUGUAUUGUGUUGCGAGUUUUGUUUUUAGAAAGCCCAUGUUUGAUUCCUUUCCGUGCUCUUCUUCCCUGUAUAUUAACUAUGCAGUUGCUUUCUUUAGGCCACGAAGGAGACUCCUGCUUAAGGUCUUCCGACUGCACUGAGGGCUUUUGUUGUGCUCGCCAUUUCUGGACCAAAAUUUGCAAGCCCGUCUUGCACCAGGGGGAGGUGUGCACCAAGCAACGCAAGAAGGGGUCCCACGGCUUGGAGAUUUUCCAGCGAUGUGACUGUGCCAAAGGGCUGUCAUGCAAAAUCUGGAAAGACGCCACUUACUCUUCCAAAGCGAGGCUUCACGUGUGCCAGAAGAUCUGAUGGUGGACUGGGAGACUGUCAUUCACAGGCCGUGAAGAACUGGCAAAAUGUACACAUUGCAGCAUCGUAGAAUGCAAGGAUUGUAAAUAAGAAACAAAUUGCCAAAGUGUCCAUUGUCGUGGGAAGAAACAACACCCCAAACUGAAUUAUAUUUCUGCCCUGGAGGUGAAUACGGUGGCAGCUGGCCUUUGAUUUGUGACGUGGUGCCUCUCUGCCAAUGCUGCCAGACAUUUGUGGAAAAGCGCCGCGCCAAUGACAUUUGACAUUUAACUCAUGUUUGACGUAUGGCUUUGUGAAUUCUCCACAUUGGUUGUGGUUAGGUCCCCCCCCCCCAUUAUGAUUGUAAAAUAUUGCUAUAUGACAUAUUUACAACACAAAGCAGUGCUUUGCCAAAUGACUUUUCUAUCGGCACCUUCUUGGGUACUGAACAAAAAACCAUGUUAGUAAACUGAAGCUAUCAGAGGCCAAGGGGAAAAUUACCAUACAUGUCUUUAUCUGUUAACAUUACCCGUGAACAACCAAAGGCUGUCACCUGAAUGAGAAAUCUUUUCCUGCCAAACAAGGGCUACAUAUGGAAGACUGCAGUGCAAAUGGAAAAAUCUCACUCAUUUCACAAACACACACAAACACACACAACACACGUGCCUGGCAAAAUCUGCCUUGAACAGAGGUAAUAAAGCAGGCAUGAUGUUUUUGAUUUGCAUUUGGACCACAACACCCAAAUAAUUUUAUCUUCAUAGCCAAUGGCUUCUUUUUGUCUCAGUUUACUGCUAGCACACAGGGGGCUAACAAAGAAAAAAGCAAAGUGUCCAUGAAUGCAUUCUGAGCAGAAUUGUAUGCUGAGCUGCUAGCUGUAAAUAGUGGGGAAUUGUGGGUUGUAUUGUGAACUGUUUUUCAGCUUUGCCUCUGGCGGAGGCAUCCAGCGUCCAUUGACUGUGUGUACUACUAAAUAACAGCAUCAACAGGGCUUUCAGUACAGAUCUUCUGUGGUUUGGAGAACUUAAAAUGGAAGCAUCCUAUGCCAGCAGCAACAGGGGUGGAAUGAAAAGAAAACAAGAUGGACAUGGAGGCCCAAAGUGUGAUCAGCAAAUGACAUCACAUGAUACAAUAUAACAACUCAGACUUGCAAAUAUUUGGAAUGUGGAUAUUAUCACUAGAUACUGGAUUCCCAUUGACUGUAGUGGAUACCAGUGUUCACUAUCACCGCCACAGUAUUAAUGGACUGACAAAGAUGAAUGGUGACCUGUUCAAUCAUUCUACCACCACCCUUCUAACAUUCUUGCAUUUUCGUUUACUAUACUCACUUAUUUUUCAAAUGUGUUAUUUGUGUAAGCAUUGGAGCCUUGAAAAGGGGUAGGAUCACUCUCCAGGAAAUAUUGUUGAUUGGAGAAGAGAAUGGUAUUCCUUUUUUAAAUGCUACUCAGAGGCGGGGUGUGUGUGUGUGUGUGUGUUAGACUGAGUUUUUUCCUGCUACCAUGUGCCAUUUGCAACAGCAGUGUGAUCGUAUCUAUGUGAAAAUGACGCAUCUGAAGCAGUCUAAUGAAAAAGGGGUUCCCUGGCUAUCUCAUUUUCCACAAGCCAUAUUUUCCCCGCUUCCCAUAGCCACCUUAUGACAAUGUGCCAUUAAAAUUAUGGUCUAUUUGUAACCAGUAUCGAAAUUUCUCAGUAAACGCAAGCCUUAUGCUACAUUUUUUUUAUCUCUAUUUUUUUUAAAAGUAACUCUCAUAUAUUUGUGAAUAAGGAGAAUGAUUUAUCAUGUCAUUAUCAAACCACAGGGUUGGAAGGUACCUAAAAUUAUCUAGGAGCAUGUGUCUACACUACAAAUAGAAACUGGAUUUGAACCAGUCCAUUUGCCAUGGCUUCUUUACUAACUGUCCUUUAGGGAGAGUGCUGAAAAUUAUUCUAAGAUUCUACUUUGAUGGACUUCAAAGAAAGCCAUGACAAUGAAAUAGUUUUAAGAGCAUAGUGCAUAUAUAUCCUGGGUCCAGCCCUUUGACCUCAGGCCUUAGUAUCAACACCACUGAACAAUAUUCAGGAUAGGGCAUGGAACCUGUGGCCUGCCUAGUGCUACUGGACUACCAAUGGCUAUCCUCCUUGACCCUUGGCCAUGCUGUCUGGGCUGAUGGGUGUUGAAGUCCAGCAACAUUUGGAGGACCAGCGGCUUGGGGAGCAUAUUGAGUGAGAAAACAGUGGUGGGAAAAUGGCAGACUGACCUCUCUCUUUCCAUGCACACCUUCAUUCGAAAAUUCAGCCUUCUGGUUCUGUUUUUCAUUGAAAAACAGCUAGGUCUUCAUUUCUAGCAUUUGUGUACAACAUGUAGUUUGCCUGUUGAUAGCAACAUAUCAGUAGCUAAGAACAGAAGCAAACUAACUAAGAUUAGGCCAGAGGGAUUAUGCCCAUGGUUAUAUUUUUCUAAAUAAUAAUAUUAUUUACAAAGGACUAUGUAAACUCCAAAAAGCAAAGGCUUAAUUCUGUAUCUCACUGGGACUUAUUUUAAGGCUGAGUACAGGAAACUGUAAUUGGCUUACUUUAGUGGAGAGGUGGGAAACCUCUUCCGCCUCUCUUACCAUUGUCUCUGUGCUGUCUAGGGGUAGAGAGCCCCAGUUUCCUCCCCACUGCAUCACAUGGAGAACUACAGGUUUCCGCCAUGGCUCUACUGCAAUGAAAACAAGACUAAGGCUGGAAAAAUGUACAGUUUCAAUAAGACAUUUUCAUUUCUGACCGCCCUUAAGGGAUGGAAGUGCGUAUCUGAAAUCCUUUUGCCUCUGUGAGACUACAGGAAGGAGUUGGUGUCCCUCAGCGCAGCCAAAGUAAAGCUCCCACUCAUUUAAGCGUUAUCUGAUGGCUUCUGCAUGCCCUUCCCAUAACUCUCCUGCAAGAACUAGCAUUUGAAGUAAUUUAUUUACAGGAAAUGUUUAAUGAGAUGUAUUUUCUUAUAGAAGAUAUUUCGUACAGAAAGCUUUUUGCAGCAAACUAUACUUGCAACUUGUCGACUUUGUAAUUUAGAAAGAAAUGUAUAAAAAGAUUAAAUAUAUUAAAAUGUCCCUUUGCCCAC